AUGGCCGGGAGCGAGGCUGUGCUGAGGCGGGUGAUUGAGGCGCUGGAGCUGCUACUGAGGACAGCCAAAGCUGCCGGUGAGAAGAGGGUGGGGGCUUUGGAGGCAAGGGCUCCUCCACCUUUGCGGUUCAAGGGAGGCUGCAGGCGGCCUGGUCGCUCCCGCAGCUGAACGGCCUCAUUGGAGACGGUAUACUGGGGUGGGGUGGCGCGGCGGUGUCUCCCUCCAAGAAAGCCCGUCUCUCCAGGGAAUGCCCUCUGGCCAAUUUUAGGGGGUGGUGUGCCGCGUAUUGCUAUUUUAGUUUAUUUAUUUAUAUACCUUUGUAUCCCAAGAGCUCAAAGCGAUAUACAUGUACUGUACAAAGUUAUCACCCGCCCUCCCCCGCCCCUUGCUGGAAACCCGCUGUCAAACGGUACUGGUCGCGAUGGGCUCAGUGCAAGGUAUCUUCUUCCUAUGUUCUUGUUUAAAUCUGCCCUUCAUCCAGAACCAUGAGGACUGGAAGCUUGCUUCGUUUUUAGGGGAACGGCCACAGUAGUAGCUGCUCAGUAGCAGAGCACAUGUGUCAUGUGCAGAAGGUGUCCCAGGUUUGAUCCCUGACAACAUCUGCAGGUAGGGUGGAGAAAGACAGCCCACUUGAAUCCCUGGAGAGUUAUUCUGGCAGUCAGAACAACUGAGAAGGGCUUGUCACAACUUAAAAGAAUAAUAAAAUGUCAGAGGCAAUACUGGGCUAGCUGAACUAAUGGUCUUACUCUGGCACCUUUCUACAGGAACCCAUGAAAUGGUAAAAAGUGGGGCGGUCCAAAAAGCGGUGUGGGUGGGGGUGUGGACAUUUCUGAAUGGCCUGGCUGCUUCAGAAGCCAGAGCAAGACAACUCAGGGUUCUCAGAAAAACAAAGGCUGCAGUCCUAGCCUCACUUAGAAUAUGUCCCAUGUCCUCUGACUUACUUCUGAGUAGACAUGGUUAAGAUUAUGCUGUAACCCAGAAGCGAGAGGAGAAACUUUGGGAUGGGAAAAAUAUAAGAGUUCUGUUAGAUCUGAUCAGAAAUGCAGGAACAAACAGGGCUUUCAGGCUAAAGCUCAUUCCUGCUCCCCAGCAGCUGUUGUGAUGGGUGACCCUAAUUUCAUCUGCGAAGCAUUGGAGGCUGCAGAGCAGCUUCCUAUUUUAUUGACUGUGUUGUACGUCUUCCAUUCUGCUUCCAGAAGCAAAUGGUGGCCUGCAUGCUUUGUCUUUUCACUACUUCCUGUCUUGUCCUGGCAACAACCCUGCAACGUAGGCCAGACAUUAUUCAGCUGAUUUAAGAAAGGAACGAACACUUUGAUAGGCUCUUUAAUCUGGCAAAGAGUCCGAAUAUACCUAUAUAAUAAGAUGCAGCUCCAAACCAAAUGUGUUCAGCAACAUUAUUGUCUGACAUUAAAAAAACCAUUCCAACAAAAUCAGAAAUAAAAUUGGACUAUUUCUGGCACAAAGAGCAGCAUGCUCCUUUAAAACUUCUCAUCAAAUUCUCAUCAAAUAAAGCAAAAUAUCCCAUUGUUAUGGACUUAUUAGAGAUCCCUAGUCUUGGGGGAGAGUGGUUGUAUUUCAAACCCGUUUUAUUUAGUGUGUGGUGUAGAUAUAUUUGCUGCAUGUGAUCAACUGUCUGUCGGUCUUUCUUUCCAGGGACAGAUUCAGGCCCUCUGCAGUCAACGAAGCAUGUCGAUUUGCUGGAAUCGUUGCGCUUUAAUGUAUCCAUUUUGGAAGAGAAGUUUGCCCAGGACCCGCAAUGGGAUGAACUGCAGAGGUUGAGAACUGAGGUCUCUAAGCAGGCUCAGUGCCUGGCGUCCUGCCCGGAUGUGCCUUGGAAUUUUACUUGCCAUGUCUUGCUCCUUUUGCUGUGUCUCAAGCAGUGCAUGGUUCUCUUAGCAACAACUUACUGUCCACCUCAGCCAAACCCCAAGACAGCUGAAGCUGCACCUCCUCUGAGUCCUGACACCCUCAGCAUUGCCCAGGAGAAAACUGUGCAGGUGGCCUUACAGUUUGUUGUGACCUUGGGCAUUUGCCCGUAUCUCUUGCCUGGUGUUGGGCUUCCCCUGAGAAGCAGGACAGAAUUCAGUGCCCUGGUUCAAGAAGUGGCUUCACCCAGAUGCAUUUCCAGUGCCACACGCCGGCUUUUUGUAACCUGCACUCUCCUAAUGGAGGUUGCUGAUCACACGUCCCUGAGCAGACUCAUUCUCACACGUCACUUGGGGGAUCUCCUGGCAGGGCUGUGCCAGCUCGGAUUCUGUCCAGCAAGAAGGAAGGAUGAAGAAGAAGCCAAGCCCUCAGAGGAGCAGAUGGUGAGUUGUCAGCUUCGAUUCAGGGCUGGGAACCUUCUGUGGCCUUCUGCUGCUGUUGGACUCCAACUUUCAUCAGCCCCUGGUGUGAUGGGAAAUGCGUGUAGUUCAGUCUUCCCCGUCCUGGUGUCCUCUAGAUGUUGUGGGACUCCAUCAGCCCUCCCUGGCAUGACCAGUAGUCAGAGAUGAUGAGAGUUGGAAUCCAGCAAUGUUUGGAGGGCCACAGGUUGCACAUCUGUGGCAUAAAGAGUAUAUUUUGUUUAGCACCAGUUACCAACUCUGAAUAGUCAGGAUGGGCAUCUCAACAUUUUUAUAGAGCAUCACUUAUAUACAGUAUGAUGAAAAGUGUUUUUGAUAACUUUCCAAAUUUUGAUAACUUUCCUAAUCUGUCGUCUCCUUAGAAAAUUUAAGAGAGAGUGUCUUACAUUGUUGGAGAAAUUUAAAAGGGGUUCCUGGAUUGGAGGUGUUCCUCCCAGAAACCCAAAACCCAAAAGAAAAGGAUGCAGGCCUUUAUUGAAAUACAAAUAGGAACAGCCUUUAAAAAUAAGGAGGCUGUGAAGAACCACAUCCAAAGCAAUGUUUUUAUACACUUCCAGAUUAUACUCAUAAUUUCAAUUCACCAAUCAAAGGAUCGCAGCAGUCUUAAUAGUUGCAAAACAAUGUCACCAUUCUGAACCAACCAAAAUAAUUUGGCUCUUCAGAUCAGCCCUCAUUAUAAUAUCAUGUGAUUAUAUAUAACCAUUUUUCAGUGUCUUUCUUUACUGAGACUUUGACUGAUUGUCCUAUUCAUUCAGUGUCUCCCAAUAUGCUGUUUGAUCCGUCUAUAAAACCAUUCAAGAUUAAUCACAAUUUCCAUGCCUAGCUGAUUCUCUUUUCAUGCAUACAGUGGCCACCAUAGAUUCUAACAGUUUAUUCUUUUCAGUGUUCUGUAAUAGACAUUCGCUACAUGCAGUAUGUAAAGGCAGCUAGUUCUGUACUGUAAAAGCAGGCAAGCACAGGCCUUUUCAGUUUAGCUAGGCCAUAGGCUCAAAAGAAAACGGAAUCAUCAAAAUGAUACAGUAUGAAAUUAUUAUUUUCUUCAUCCUCAUGAUCCCACUGGAACCUUCUGUGCAACUCAAACAUUGGACUGGUACAAGUGAUGGUGUCUGGGUUUGAGGGAUGCAACCUAUGAAGCAGUAGCGGUUCAGCAAACACUCAGUCAUUUGCAGCAGCAUGGAACAUUGAAAUGACAUCAUGUAACACUUUGCUCAGGUUGGACAUGGGCCUGGUAAGACUAUGUGCAAACUUGUCCACAUCAACAAGGUCUCUCUCUGCACUGAGAUAAUGUUGACACAACAGAACAUUGCGAAUGACAACAUCAAGUUUGUGUCAAACAGACCACAAGGUGCAAACAAGAUUGCAUCAGUGCAAUAACCCUCUUCAUGUACCCAAGGCACCCGCCUGCUAGCCUGAGAGCCAAACUAGAUGCUACUCACGGAGUACGAACAGUCUGUUGAUUGGUUUUAAGUUACCUGAAGGGCUGUUUUUGAGAGAAAAGUAGCUAAAUAUGGUGAUUUGGUGUAAAACUGGAGAAAGGAAGAGGGCUAAGCAGGCCUCCCACAUCUCUUAACUCAGACUGCUGUCCUUUUGCAGCUGCCUUUCAGAAAAGAAGAACAAAGAAUAGCAAGCUGUGGGGAGGUUGAUCUUAUGUCUUCUGUGCAGUGUCUGCUUAGGAAUGCAGACCUUUGUGGAAGAUUUCAGCACAUUGCCGACCACCCAGUAGAGGGAGUCAAAGCCAUACUGUACAAUUAAUUUUACUGCUGCUGCUGUUUUAUGCAAACUUUUUUUUAGGGCCUUACAGAAGAAGAGCGAAGCAGCUGCAGGGAGGCAUUGCAAGGCCUUUUGAACAGAGUUUACCAGCCGCUGGUGGUUCGAGAACUGCUGCUGCUGCAAGGUGGACCCAAACAGGUACUGCAGGUGGACCCUGCUUCCUGGGGAGUCUAAGUGUGCUCACUGGUGUGGCUCUGCAACCCAUUACUUGUCCUCUUCUUCCCUCUUGACCAUUCUAGGGCUCUGGUUCCAGUGGACGCAGCAGUGAGCAUGGUCUGGCACCAGCCCCAGCCUGGCUCCGGCGUCUCUGUGGGCAGCUGCUCUCUGAGAGGCUGAUAAGACCGGGUGGUGUUCAGGCUGUGGUCCGUGGCAUCCUGGAGGGAGCAGGAGGUGAGUGAGAUGAUAACAUAAGAAAAGCUAUGAGUAAGCAUGGAGAAUGGGGCACAGUAGAACUGUAUAAGAUUAGGCCUGGCAUGGGAGAAGAUGGAUGGAAAAUAGGUUUUACUUCCCCUCCCAUAGUACUAGAACCCAGUGAAGCUGAAUGCUGGGAAAAUUCCUGUGGCAUGGUGAUGGCCACCAACUUGGAUGGUUUUAAAAGAGGAUUAGACAAAUUAAUGGAGAUUAAGGCUAUCUGUGGUCACUAGCCAUGAUGGCUUUGUUCCAGCUCCGCAGUUGGAGGCAGUGGGCCUCUGAAUGCCGGUUGCUGGGAAUUGCAAGUGAGGAGAGUUACCAUGGCACUCGGGUCCUGCUUGUGGGCUUCCCACCGAGGCAUGUGGUUGGACACUGUGAGAACAGGAUGCGGAAGAGAUGGGUGCCCUUUGUUUGUGGACUGAAGGUGCAUGUAGUCCAGCCUUCUUCCCAGGGGGGCCUGUUAGAGGCCCUCAGGAAGCUCACCAGCAGGGGUAAGAAAGCAACAGAUGUCCCCGUUUUUUAACAGUGAGCAAUCGGAGGUAGACUGUCUCUGAGCCUGGAGGUUUCCUAUUGGCAUCCUGUCCUCCAUGAACUUAUCUGAUCUCCUUUGAAUGCCAUUUUAGCCAGUGGCCCCUAUAUCCUGCAACAGUAAAUUGCCACAAAUCCUGCUAAUUCUGUUAACCAGUGUGAGAAAGCAUAUUGAGACCUGGGAGUUCUGUGACUCUUUUCUUCAAAGGUUAUUUAAGUGUGUUUGAGGAAUUUUGCCUCUCACUGCUUCAGUUCAGUUGGUUUUGGAUGACAAGAGGCAUAAAAUACACUCUUUCAAAUGGAUCAUCCUUGGUUAUUGCAGGUGUAUGCUGAUUUUUAAUGAUUUGCAGAAUUCUCCAUCAGCUUUUCUGCUUGACAGAGGUCUGUGAAACUUGAAAGCUUGCAGACUCAUAGAUCUACCAAAGUUAGUCCAAUAAAAGCUGUCAUUUUAAUGGCUUUGUGCCAGCUGCUUAUUGAGGAACAUUUGGGAUCACCUCAUUUCCUCUUUACAAACUUAGCGUGUCAAAAUGGACUGGAGCACUCCCCCACCCCAGAUUUUAGUUGUUGUUAUUUUAGCUUUGUUUACUAGAUAAGAAAUAAAAUAUGAUAUGGUAAAUGAGUUCACUCUCUAGGGCAUUAGAAAAUUUGCUAAUGCAAAAUGAAAAUUACCUUUUCAAAUUAUCCUUAUUUGCAUGGGAAAACUUACCAGAUUUUUUUUCUGAAAACCCUUACUUUGCACGCAAAAGGUCCCAGGUUCAACCCCCAGUUAGGGCUGGGAAAAGGCCCUGUCUGAAACCUCAGAGAGCUCCUGCUGGUCAAUUGCAACAGUAGUGGCUAGAUGGACCAAUGGUGUGACUUUGUAUAAGGUACCUUCCUAUAUACAGGCACCCUAGGGAUUAGAGCAGGUCAUCAGAAUGUAUUGCAAUUCAGAAUGAGCAUCAACUGGAGUGUUCAUAGUAUCCUAGAACCUAACAAAGAGUCUAUCUUGCCUUUGUGCCUUCCAGCUGGGGCUACAGGUGACAGCAGUGCCGAAGCAGCAGCAGCAGCAGCAGCUGACUGGCGGAAGUGUGACGCUGUGGCCAGGAUCCUCUCCACUUGUCCUCAGCAGUCUCUGUCCCUGGAGGAUUAUUGCCAACAGGUGUGCCCACAGGUAUGUCCUUCCUCCACCUUCCUCUCCAUUAUUCUAUCUAUAUUCUGUGGUGGUCUGUAGUGCAGGGCCUUCCAAUUGGGGCAUCAUUCCUGCCGGGACUGGUGGUGGCAUCCAUCUGUCUUGAGAGACAAUAAAAUGCACCUCUGGGGUGAACUCAAACAGCUGGAGAAUCACAUCGCCUGCUGUGGCUGCAGAGACUGGUAACUCCUGCGUUGUUUUUGCUGCAUUUGCAGCACUGUCGUGACCUCUCCAGAGUGUAAGCCUGGGCAGUAUGUAUGGAGGUCCUGGGCUGCCCAGAUGACAAGGACACCCCCACACUUGGCCUUGCCAACGUGAUCCAAAGGAAACCAGAGCGAUCUAUUUGUCACCUACUUGACUGCAGGAGUUGCUGGAAGGAGGUGUAUAAGAUGCCAUCCAACUGUCAUAGGGACUCCAGUGGAUUUGUGUAGGGUUUACUCCUUAGCCUUUUCUUUUCCCAGAGAUGUACCACAAGGCAGUGGGUGUGGAUUUUUCCUCGGGGUUUACUCCUGAAACCUUUCUCAUGAAUGAGUAUAUCCACAAUGCAGUGGAAGUUUAGGAUCAGAGUUUUACUUCUCCUAGAUGGGCUACCUUCCCAGGUUGAUGAGCUCCACCUGCCCUUCAUUUCCCUCUACAGCAUGUGCAGUAACUGUGGUGGUAACAAUGGUAAUAGCAAUAGUAGUAGUAACAUACUACAUUUAUUACCAAGCCUACACCAGUAGGUCCCAGGGCAGGUUACAACAGUGUAAAAUUCAGAAUUAAAAACAGUUAAAACAGAGGACAGUCACAGGAAUAGGGCAAGUCCUGAAAACACACAUCUCAGCUGUCAAAGGCCAGGCUGAAGAGACCUAAUAUGAAACUCUCAUUGUUUAUAGGCCUAUUACUAAAAAAAGGGCAUACUUGCAUUUCCUUUUUAUUGGCCUAUUAACAAUGAGAAGCACACGCACGGUUUUAGAAACACUGUUUAAUGAAGGAUCAGCGGCCGAGGAAUAAACAGCACUGGAGAGCAAUGCAAAUGCAGCCCCCAGCAGUGGCUAAAGAGCAGUCUGUGUGCCAUUUCUCUCCCAGGUUCUGCAGCUGUUCCUCAUUCAGGAUAAGCUGACAGCCCAUCAGUUCCAGCGAGUUGCCACCACGACUGUCCUCUCCAUGGCAAGACAACACCCCCAGCAAGCCGAGAAGCACCUGCUGCGUCCCAUACUGGAGCCCCUCCUGUGCUGCUCAGAUGAUGUGACAGGUAACCGCUUCCUUCUUCUCGACCACCUGGACCAGACUAAGGAAUCUGGCGGCCCCUGUGAGAGGGGCAGGUCGCCUUCUUUGUACCUGUCCUGCAUCAUCGGUUCAGGCUGUGAAAAUUGUUUCUUAUUUUGUUCAAUGACUUCAUUACUUGGAAUCAUUUGCUCUGUGAUUCUUGGAUAUCUCAUUUCCUCAGUGACAGAAGCCUGGCGGGCUCUCUCCUAGCAGCCCGUUACAAACUGGGCAGAGCUCCAAGUAACUCAUUCUGUACUUUAUGGACCAUUCUGUUUAAUUCAAUUGCCAUUAUUGUGUUGCAUUAAAUGGAGCAGUCCAUAAAAGCGUGAUGCAUUGAGCACCCUACCAUGAUUACAGGGGGUGGGUUGCCUUUUUAGGGCUGCAAUGACCCAUGGUCAGUCCUCCAGGGGGAGAAUUGUGAAAGUGGUCAUGGGGAGAUUUGCCUUUCAAAAGACUUUUAUUUAUUUUUAUUUAUUGACUUUAUAUACCACCCUAUACCCUGGGGUCCCAUCAGCUAUUCUGUACUAUGUUUUUUGUUUUUUUAAAUCCUCCAUCAUUAAUGAAUCUUUUGGCAUUAUUAUAGUGAGCGAUCCAUGGGAGCAGUCAGUCUAAAAAAAAAAAAACUUAAUAAAACAAACAAACAACUGAUAUAUUUGAAGGCUCCCACCCCAACAAAAAUGCUUUUGAGGAGUUGGACACAGCCUGCAAUGUCAACCUCCCCUGUUUUGAUGGGUUUUGAUGAUCUUAUUAUUCUUUGUUUUGUUCAGAAGUACCGCUGAAAGAGCUGCUGGCAGGGACUGUGUUGGUGAAAGAGGAGGAGCUCAGUGAGUGUGUGGAAAAUGUGCUUAAGGUACAUCAUUUAACCUUGCUUCCUGUAUACCUUGCUAAAACUGAAUACUGCAAGCAGGGAAAGCGACCCUUUCAAGAAGUUCUCUUUUCAAUUGGACCACCAGAACAGAUGGUUCUUCAGCUUCCCACCCCUUCCCUGGGGAAACAAAAUUUGUGUCUAAGCAGUUUAAAGAACUUAGCUGGGUGCCCCCAGUGAGAGCCAACUGAUGGGUCAUAUGCCACAAUGCCCCUGUGACCUCCUUCCAAAAGCAAUGCAUGGACUCCUUGCACAGAGGUGGUCCAGCUGCCUGUUGCCUCCCUUCCCUCAGGAAGCAAAGCCUCCCUUGGAUGCUGCUGCAAGUUCAGUGCUUGCACAAGAAGCUGAGCUGAAUAGAAGACUUGCAUCCUUGUCAUGUCCUUCCUUGCUCUGCCUGUGAUGUGGGACCAAAAAGAAAGGCAGCUGAUUCACUGGCAUCCCCGUCAGGUGUUUCAAACACCUUAUAGCAGCCUUUGCCAACUUGGAGCCCACCAGAUGGUUUGGACUGCAGCUGUGUUGGCUGGGGCUGAUAGGAGUUGUAGUCCAAGCCAUCUGGAGGACAUCAGGGCAGGGAAGGCUGAAUGCCACUAAUGGUGCUCAAGGAGUAACAUGAGGUGCUUGCACCCAGUGGCUGAAGUCCUGGAGACAAAGAAAAAGAAGCAUCAGCUGCAGCUGGAGACCUUGAAGGAGCAGAUUAUCUUCCUUGAGCUGCCCUUUUGAAUUUUUCCAAAACCAAAACCGAUGUGAUUAUGUUAGCUUCCUAGCUGUUGAGAGCACCCAUACCUCCAAGUCCUGAACACUGAUGGUGACCUGCUGCCCCAUAGCAAUCUUGCUUCCCUUCUUCCCCAUAUCGCAUCUACCAUCUCCUAGAACUUGCUCCAUGCUGUGCCCUGUACAGACUGGUCUGCCAGAUGCAGGCCUCUUGUUUCACCUAUGCUUUUUACCUGGUCAGUUUAUAAGUGCAUUUACUUUAGAACUGGUGGCAAUUAACUUCAGUUAUGCUUCUGCAUCACAGUUUCCAUGCUUAGGAUCACAGUGUAUGUGCGUGCGUGUGCAUUCAGCUUUGCUCUUCAUGCUCUGCUCGGCUAGGAGUAAUUCCCCUUCUCAUAUGGUGGUGCUAGCCCAGCACUUUGGAAGCAUAAUCUUUUGCUCAUUUUUCCAAUUCAUUGCCAAGCAAUAUAAUAACUGGCAAGCCUGCAUCAGAAUCUGCAAUUUCUGCAUGGGACAAUCAGCAGUCUAAAGUAGAUGGAUAGGGAUCUGACCGAGUGGCUUGCCAAGCAAGCAGAAAUCACUGAAACGAAUAGCGGCUGUACUGCCUCGUGGCUCUGCACACUCCGGCCUGGGCAGGGGAAAUCAGCAAAGAUCACUGGGGGAAGGUAACUGGAGCCCCUUUGCCUUCUGUCCAGUGGGGCCAGUGCCUGUCUUUUAAAGCCCAUGUUGCAGCCGAUGCUGCAGGGUGAGAGUCUUCCCACCAAGCUCCUGAUUUCCAGCUCUUGAAGAGGGGCUUAGAAAUCCCUCAGUCUUGAUGAAACUGAUAGAUGCAGUCAGUGGUGGACCUUGGUGGCCUCUCGCCUUCAGUUGGACAUCAUUGCUGAGGCUCCCCAAAAGCUCAGUGCCCAGUGUGACCGAACCAGUUGCAUUCCCCUAGAUCCGCCUUGGAUGAAGUUUGUCCUUUUUGAGAGGAACAGCACGGCCUUUCAGCUGUAUCCAGGUUAGCCGGUUGUGGACACAACAGGUAAAGCAAUUUUUCUCUUUCUCUGGAGGUCAGCUUGCUUUGCCUUGGUCAGAUUCCAACAUUUUGGGCAGCACAAUCCCAUGAGUCAGGCAGCCAAGCCACAAGCCAGCAGUGCUGAAAUCUUUGGCAGACACCUUGGCAGUCUGAGCUCUUAAAUACUGUGAUUGCUCGACAGCGUCUUGGGCAGUAAUGAUCUGUUAUAAUGAGCCGGCAGGCAGGAACGGAUCCCAGAGGCCGCACGGUGGCCGCUGUUCCUUCUGCAAAUGCCUGGGAGCACAGGGUGGGUCCAUUGCUAAUGGCAGAGUGCUAGAGCCCUGACAGAGAGGAGAUUAAGAUGGCAGAUUGGAGUUUUGCCUCCCAAGUGUCAUCUGAUGCCAGAGUGGGAAACUCAUCUCAGGCCUUUAGCAGGAAAGCAGCGAGCACAAAUAAUGCUCGUUGAGGAUGAGUGGCUCCAUGGGGGAUUAGCUCAGGCGGAAAUAAUAGGCCAUAUUUUAUAAAGGAAAUCUCUUUCUCACAGAGGUGCUUUUGUGUGUGCACAUGCGUGUGCGUGCUGGGACCAGGGAUACCAUGAAGGUCUAAGACAAUGUGACUAACCAGUAGCCCUCUAGAUGUUGUAGGACUCCCAGUUCCCAGCAGCCAGCAUGGCUAGUGGUUGGGGUGAUGGCAGCCACAGAUGUUCCUUCAGGCCAUGGUAGUUCUAAAAAGAGUCUCAGAGCAGUCUGACACCUUUACCCAAGACUGUGGCAAAUACAGUCGUACCUUGGAUCCCGAACGCCCUGGAACUCAAAUGUUUUGGCUCCCGAACGCCGCAAACCUGGAAGUGAUUGUUCCAGUUUACGAACAUUUUUUGGGAACCUGAAUAUCCAACGGGGCUUCCGCAGCUUCUGAUUAGCUGCAGGCGCUUCCUGCAGCCAAUCAGAAGCCUUGAUUUGGUUUUUGAACAUUUUGGACGUUGAACGGACUUCCGGAAUGGUUUCCAUUCAACUUCCAAGGUACGGCUCUAGAUAAAUAAAUCAAAUGGGUGUGUCCUGGAAAAGAAAUGAGCUUUCAGUUAUGGAAAUCUGCAUAGGUCCUAGGUUGUCCAGGUUUAUCACACCUCUGCUAGCUCUCAUUGCCCAUGCACUUCCAAGCCCAUUUCUGUAUCUAUAACCUUUAUGUUCAUUUCUCAAGGGUUAUUGCAGAGAGCAGUGCCUCUCAAGGUGAUGGCAAUUCUUGUGCCCAGCCCUGUUCUGUGUUUCUGUGAGUCAUAGUCCACAGGCAAGGCAGGCAUGUGCUUCCUGUCUCUCUCCAUCCACUCAUUCCAUGGUGCUUCCUCUCUCGUCUCAGGUGUACGUGGUUGGCAAUGAACCCACAGCUUUCCUAUUGGACUCUUUGCAGCCUGUGCUAGGAACCAUCUUCUCCCUCUGGUGUUUUACCAAGCAGAACGUAUCUUUCCUACGGUAAGGUGUGUGGCCCAGAGGAAGGGCUCUGCAGUCAAAGACCAUCUGAUUUCAAAAAAAUUCCUCCCACUGCAUCUUGGGAGAAACAUCCCUCGUAUGGGGGCAGUUUCAAGGACAUGAAGGCAGGCAGAUGACUCUCUCUUAGUGCUGCUGUGACUUCGUAACUUAUAAAGUAGCACUAUAUGCACUGGCAGCUAAGAAGAUCAGGAGAAAAGAACUAGAUAAAAUAGUGGUCAAUUGCAAAGUUGAUUCGGAUCCUUAAGCUGGCACAUUCUACCUGAGAACCCCUUGCUAUUCUAUCGUAUGCAACAAAUAAUUCUUAGGAGACGUGAUCGUGGUUUAUUGUGUCUACAGUGCCUGAUGUUUUUAAGGUUUUUAUGGUUAUUGUUGCUUUUCUUUUUGUUUCCUUUGUGAAUGAUGCCAUGGCCUUUGGCUAGUGCAAUAAAGUUGAUGAUGAUACUGCUGCUGCUUUGUGUGUGUAUGUGUGGCUUGCUUUCUGUUCACAGACAACAAGGCAGUAUUUUGUGCUGCACAGCAGUACCUGGAGACCAGACUUCCUGCUCUAAGGAGUUGAUGCUGGCACAAGCUGGGGAUACAGUUAGGCAGAUCAUAUCUGAGGGAGUUGGAUGCUGCUUCUCAUGAGAGAGAGGCAUCUUCAGGACUUGUCGAGGAAAUGGGAUUUAAAUGUUGGCAGCUGCAGCUCGGAACAAUCAUGAUGAGCCCAGCACUUCUUAAUGGUGCAAGGGCAAAUGCUUAGGGAGCUCUUGCAAGGGAUACAGCAGUGGUGGAGAACCUCCUCCUGCCCAAGAGUUGUGUUCCCUUUGGGGAAUCUUCCACAGGCCAGCGGUGGGCAUGACCAAAGGCAAAGGUGUGUGGAGCAAUGAAUGUAAAUGUUACUUUUGUACAGUAGGUUAGUUUCUGCACAUACUUGCACAAUCUUCUCUAUCCUUUAUCUUGGCAUGCAGGAGGCAUCAUCAGAAUUUAAAGACACAUUCCAGCAAGGCAAAAACAUGCCUGGGCUAUGUGAAAUGAAAAGUGAGAGGUGGCCUAGGGAGAGUAUUGAGGGUCAGGUACAUAGGCCUGGAGAGCUGCAUUCAACCCCCAGGCCUGAGGAUCCCUUCUCCUGGGAUACAUGGGUCUCAUGUUAAGGAAAGGGUUAGGGUUAGCAAUGGAGAAGUCCACUGCCUGAUUUGCAGCCUCUAGGACACUUCCAGGUUCACCUGCCCUUUCUCUUCAACCCUGCCAGGUUCAGAUUCGGCACAUACUCGUUCUCCCUUGGACUGCCUAGCAGUCACUCAUUUCCACAUUUCCUUCCUUGUAGCACUCCAUGCCAAGAGAUCCUGUUAUGGUUCUUGGAGAAAUGCAAGAGGCAAACUGCACUAUCCGUCCUGGAAGGACUUGCAAGGCUUGGAGGAGCCACCCACCUGCUCCAUCCGCUCUGUCAGUUUCAGGCAGGCAGUGAAGGGGGCGCUGUAGUCACCAUCAAAGAGACUAUCAGGUGAGAAACUGCAUGUGGUUUUCCAGUCCUGUGUGGCUGCAGGCUGAUGUGGUGGCUGAACUUGUUCUGGGGGUGGUCUUCUCAAAGCAGAGAAGAUGGAGCCUUGUGGCUGUCUGAUUUCCAGGGUUGCCUGUCCUGUGUCUUCUCUGGAAGUGGACACAGCAAGCUCCACCACCUCAAAAUACCUUUCUGGAAAUGUGAAUCUUUCAGAUAAAGUGUUUGUGAAGCUUCAGGCUCGUUGGCACAGGUGGCAUGCUGGGGGAAGAGGGCCACAGCUUUUCUUGAGGCUGGGCAGACUCGUGUCACCUGCAUUCAUGUAUAAGUAGUUGCAGACUGUGAAGUGGAGUGAGUGCUUCUGUCUGGCUCUUUGAGCAAGUAACAGGACGUAUGGAGGUGUUGCUUCACUUAUGUGUCCUUAAGAGCAGUUGUGUGUACAGUAUGCACAUUGUCAAGUUUGACACUUGCCUGAGGAGGUGUUCUUCUGCAAAUUGGCAUGCGUGUCAAGUUUGAGCCAAAGAGUGAGCCAUCCUCAACUUCAGUGUCUUCCCCCUCUGACCUGCUGCGCCUCUUGGGCCUUACAGCUGGUCCAGCAGGUGAGGAAGGCUCACUCUUUGGCUCAAACUUGACACGCAUGCCAAUUUGCAGAAGGGUUGCAAAGGGAUAGGGCUAACAGUGGCUACAUUCUCCCUCUGCUUUUAGAGACAGUCUGCUUCUGAAUUACCAGUUGCUGGGAAUCACAAGUUGCACAAGUGCUGCUGGGCUCAGUUCCUGCUUUUGGGCUUCCCACUGAGGCAUUUGGUUGGCCCUGUAAGAACCAGGUACUGGACCAGAUGGCCCCCUUUGGCCUGAUUCAGUAGCUAAGCUCUUCUGAUGUUCUCAUUUCUGUGUGAAUGAGUGCUGAUGUAAUGACGAAAUGAUGAAACAGUGUGAAGCCCCAAGCACUGGGGAGUGAUGUGCUGGAAGGAAAUGGAAGACUCAUCAAAGUGGAAAGAGAAGGGAAUCUGGAGCUCUUGUGGGCCUUAUCUUGGACUUCCAAAGUUCUCCUUGCCAGAGGCUCAUGUAACUGAAACUGAAAACCACAAAGCGGUCAGCUACAGGGGCUGCGGGGAGGGCUGGCUCUGAGGAGUAAGCAAAUGAACAGAAGCGAAAGCUCAAAUUCUAAGCCCAAGAACCCCCAAUGACUGCUGCAUGCACUGAUGGUAAACACUCCCAGUAUGCUAAUGGAAGGCUACAGGUAGGGUUGCCAUAUUUUGAAAAGCAAAAAAGAGGACACAUUUGCCAACUUCUACUUUUAACUAUGGAUCGCUAUGACGACACUACCCAUGAAAAAGAGGGUGUGUCCUGGAAAAAGAGGACAUAUGGCAACCCUAACAGGAGAGAAGGGGAACCCUGUUUUUGGAGUCUAGUUUAUCACCUAGGCCAUGCUGCUACUCAGUGCAGCAGUGCUACUCAGGUGGGUGGGGGGAGACAUUUACAGAUCUCUAUUGCUGCUCUGUGCUGAGAACCUCACCCCAGCAUAUGUGACUGAGCUGAAGGGGCCCACUCCAGCUCCCACAGCACCUGAAUCAAACCCUUGAGAAUCAGAGGGUGAAGGUGCACUCUGGCCUCCCAAGUGUGCAGUGCAAGCUCCCUGCUUUCCCCUUCUUGUUCAACCAAUUUCAGUGUCAGAUUUUCCCACUCACAAGCCCAUGUAUGGGCGCUGUGUUUUAUAACCUGGGAUUAUUUUUGUUUUGUCUUUUUGCAACCAUUCCUCUGUUACCUGGUGGUUUCCUGUCUCGCUGAAGGUGCUAAUUAACUUCAUAAUGUUAUGGUGGUGGUGUUUUCACCAAUUACUGGUGUAAUGAAUGGUAACUUCGCUUUGCACAUAAUUGUCACAGACUGGACUUUUUAUAUUUCUUAGCCAUUUGGUGUCCAGUUCACAUUUGUCCUCCCCACUCCUGACACCCCUACCUGCCAACUGAAGAUAGCUAUUCAUACACCUCCAGUCCAUGAACACUUGCGUCUUAUUUGCUAGCCUUUUAAAGUGCCACAAGCCUCUGCUGAUUUAGUGUGUUGCCAAAGAGUUGCCUCUGCCUUCUCUUGAAUGCUGGGCUUGCAGUGUGAGUUGACUUGCAGAGUUGAGCCUCCACUCUUGCUUUCCAUGAGUUUGCCAUUCAUGUGUGUAAAAUACUUCACCUAAAUCACCUCAUUGUGAUCCUAACAGCAGCCGGGUAAAGCAGGUUAGUGUGAUUAUCCCCUGUUGCAGAUGUGGGACUGACACAGAGAGAGAAAGAGAGUGGUGUAUGGCAGAGGCAAGAUUCAGAUGAGGAAUUUCCUUAUCUCUUAGCCUAGCCUUCCCUAACCUGGUGCCCUCCAGAUGUUUUGGACUGUAACUCUCAUCAGCCCCAACAUCAUAUGGCCAUAUUGGCUGAGCUGAGGCUGAUCGGAGCUAUAGUCUAAUACAUCUGGAAGGCCAAGGCUGGUGAAGUUUUUCUUAGCCAUUCUGCCAUGCUUUGUUCUUUUAUUUUUCAAAACAUGAGUGGUAUCCUUCCAUUUUAAAAACUCCCAAGGUGGCCAAUACCACCAAAAACAAAAAACACCUGGCAGCAAAACCCAAUGUUCGUAUAUUUAGCCCCACAAACUUCUCUGAGAAAACUUGGGCCUCUUGUGCUAGUCAAAGCACAAAACCUAAUCCUAUUAACCAAGGUAGUGGGGAGUGUGGGGAGUGGAAAACCUGUCCCAGUAAGUAGCUCACAUUGCAUGCUGUUAGAGCAUUACUGCAGAACAUUGCUGUCAACAGGCCUGUGAUCUUCCUGCACACAGUGAGGGAGAGCAGGCAUGCUUUUGGGUGGCUACCCUCUCAAAUCAACUUUCUAGGCAGACUGCUGGACUCUUGGCUUUGCAGUGUGAAACACUACCCCAGGAUAUGGUGUCCUCCACAUGUUGUAGGACUGCAACUCCUGCCUUGGCCGUCCUGGCUGGGGCUGAUGGAAGUUGUAGUCCAAAACAUCAGGAGGACACCAGGUUGGGGAAGGCUGCUGUAGAGCUGUUCAAGUGCUUCUUAAGAUUGUUGAUUAGCAACACAGCUGCCUGCUCUUGGUGGCUCAAAAGAUCCUCCCUCUGUUAAGGAGCUGGCCUGAGGUCACUUGCAGAAGGAUGGAAGAGGAAUGUAAGAUGCUCAGAGUUGCUGCCAGGAAAGCUGUGACUCCCCUUUGUGAAACUUUUGCCUCUUGUUUCACAGCGAUGAAGACGAAGACGAGGCUCUCUACCAGAAGGUGUCCUCUGAGCAAUGGCAGCUGGAGCAGCUUGUGGAGCUGCUCUCUCGCUGCCAGAGCAGUGGCUUAGCCGGAGACUUCUUCCUCUGUUGCCUAAAGGUAGGGGGUCGUCUGGCAUCUGGGCUGCUUCAUCUUGGCAGUUGCUUCUGGCUGUUUAAUAAUUUAUUUGCAGGAGGUGCAGUAGUCUUUCUUCCAGGUUAAAAAAAAUAUCAGGUAACCACAGGUGGUAAGAAAGAUCCUUCUCUGCUUGAACAUAGGGACAUAGGAAGCUUCCUUAUACUCAGUCAGACUACUGGCCCAUCUAGCUCAGUAGUGGCUACACCCUGGGAUGCCUUGAAUGAUGGUCAAGGGUGCUGCAGGCAACAGUGGCCUCUGUGCCUCUUUCCUUCCCUCCCUCCUCUGAUGUCCUCUCACAUCUCUGGCUCCCAAAGGCUUGCUGUUUGUUGCAGCAGCCCUGGCUAUAAGCUCCCCAGGUGAAUAAUGCCUCUGGGGCUGGCCAGGGGGUGCUUCCCAGGCCCCUGUGGGGUAAUGUGAGGAGGCACCUCUCUGGGGCACGGGGGACUGCUCAGAGACCAGGGGUGGCAGCCCAGAGGACUCCCAAGGAGAAGGGAGAAAAGAGGAGGUUGAGGGAACACUCCACAAGGCAGGGUGUUCGAAAAGUGGUGAGGGCUGCCAGUUCUACAGGCAAGAGGUGACAUAACUGGGCUCCUGAGCCCCACAGGGGUGCCACAGAAAGAAUGUAGUUGGUCAAGGGAGCUGUGGACCCAAAAAGGUUGAAAACAUCUGGGCUACACUAAUGGACAGCAGUUCUCCAGGGUUUCAAGCAGGAAUUUUCUCCCAGUCCUACCUGGAGAUGCCAGGGACUGAGCCUGGAACCUUCUGCAUGCAAAGCAGAUGUUCCACCACUGAGCUACCAUCAGCCCAUCUGUGGUUUUAAGGGACACCCCCCACCCUUAGGCAGGCAACAUUGGAGAAGAAACUAAGAAGUUUGCAAAAAAGAAAACAACCCUUUUAACAAAGUGGGUUCCUCAACUCCUCCUCAAGUCUCUAUUUAACUAAUGCAGAGUGAUUGUUCUCCCUCUGCAACAUCAACCCUUCAAAGAUACUUUCAGGGAUGCAGGAGGCAAAAUGAUGCAACUAGACAGUCAGGCAUCGGCUCUGCAAGAGGCAGUCUUUGGUGAGUGAUGAGUCAGUGAUGGAGAUGCAAAGCAUGUGAGGUUUGGCCUGUUUGUUGAAAGUUGUGAACUUCCUUUAUUGUGCAGUUCUUUUGAAAUGCAAAAAAGCAAGGAAUGGCUUUAGUUGUUUUGUGUGGGGCAUAUAGCUGGGAAGAAAGAUGCUCUGGAAAUUCACUGGAGCCCCUUUUGAAUGAAAGCAGCUAAUUAAAGUAUGUGCAUACUCCUGACAGUGAAGUUUUGCUGGUACAAAUAUUGCAGUGUUACAGAUGGAUGCUAAUGGCAGGGUUUUUUGUGUCUGCCUCCUGCACAGAGGACCAUGUCUGCAAAAGACACCAGCAGUGUCAAUGUGGGAAAGGGUUAACUGCUGUUCCUUCUGGGGCUGUUUUGACAACAGGAGAAUCUUUGAAGUGUAAUUGUGGGUUUCACAGCUGCGAAUAAUCCCUCUCCAGGGGGAGGGGGCUUCCUGUUUGUGGGUGGGUAUCCAUCCAGCCCUCCUCUGCUUGUUCUCUGUGUUUACUAUUCAACAAUAUUUACUUAAUAAUAAACAAUGUGCUGGUCAAAGUGCACUGACAUGCCAAAGCAAUAUAUAUGUGCCUUUUCCUAUGUGCAUUCCUCUGAUUAAAUGCUUGGGGGUUUUUUCUUCUUCCAUUCUGCCCCCCUCCCUCUGACAGGAGCUGACACGCAUGGCUGGGCAGGGUGCUUCCAAAAUGGAGUCUGCCCCGCUCUCCUCCUGCAACAGCCCUCUGGACCUGGAGCAGUGCUGCAACCCUGGCCUUGAGCAGCAAGAGAGGCAGCUGCAGGUGCUGCAGUUGGUUGGCAUGAUGUGUGAGAGGAUCUCGGAUGCGCUGUUCACAGACAUCUCACAGGUUUGUUGAGGCCGUGGUCUCCCGAGCUGCAGUCGGACAAGAAGUCUGCGAUUGGGAGGGGAGUUUGCCACAUCACCCAUUGGUGGUGACUUCAGGGCCAGCAGAGGGUUUUUUAGAGGCCCCAGGCUGAGUGAUUCUUGGGAGCAGCCUGGGUGGUCACAGCGGAAGCAGACUCCCCUCCUCCUUCCUUAGGUGCCGCACCAGUUUCACUAGGCUAGGUGGCCAGCAGAAAGGGGUGGGGGAAGGGCUGUGUUAAUUUCAAGCCUCAGAAAGCUGAGGAGGUUGCUCAAAAUGCCUGGCUGUCAGAUUUGGCGGUGGCAGGUGGGGUGGGGGAGAACAAAACUGUCAAGUGAGAGAAUUUGCUUUGGGUGCAAAGUUUUCUUCUGAGACCUAGAAAGAACAAAAGUAUCCAAUAGUCUCCCACAAAAACAGACUUCUUGAGUGCACAAAACCUAAUCUUCCUCCCUCCCUUUGUCUUUUACUUGGAUAAUUAGGCAGUUUGUUGAAAAGACAAGCAUAUCAAGGAAACCCAAAGGAGUUUUUCCCCCCAGGAGGCGGCUGGUUAAUGGAUUUAGUUACUAAACUCCCCACCGCCACCUCCCUCUUUGCCCUCCAGAUACACCUGGUACCAGACACACCUGGCAGGGAGAAUUUGCUUGGCCCCGGGCUUAAAAUUGCCUGUUCUGAGAUCAGAAAAAGAGAUGGGUACAAUGCCCAAAGGGAACCAAUACUAACAGUAAUUUGCCAUGCUGCCGCCCUAAGAAAGAAAGGGGAGAUCUCUUGGCUCCCUGAGGGUUUUGUUUUAUUUAGGGUAGAGAAAUUCAAGGGGACCUUGACUUCCCUGCCAGAGAGCUGCCUAGGUUCAUGUUCAGAGGUGCAUACAAUGAUGGACAACCAUGGCCCUCGCACCCUGCUUGAAGGCUUCCCAGAAGGGACAUAGUUCAAUGGAAGAAGAACCUGGUUUUGAUCCCCAAUGUUUCCAGAUAGGGAUGAGAAUAUACCCAGUUUGGAAUCCUGGAGAACCCCUGGCAGUCAGUGUAGACAGUCCUGGGCUAAAUGGACCAUUGGUCUGACUUGGCAUAAAGCAGCUUCCUAGAUUAUUGAUGCAGCAGCACCAACCAGCAUGGCCAAUGGUCACAGAUGAUGGGGGAGGGGGGUUGUAGUCCAGCAACAUUUGGAGGGUCACAAGUUCCCCAUCCCUGACAAUAAGCCCUUGUGAGUUGCAUUCUGCUACAUGGCUGCUUGCAUGUCUAGAGAGUCCUACAUUGCUGCACUUUAAACCCACUCUCUGGGGUUACUACACAUGGUUUCAAAACCCACAGAUGGGCAAUACCUUUAUUAAGAUAGACCCAAACUGCUGGUACUGUUUCCAUAGUCAAGGGGCAAAUCCAGGCUGAUAUCAGCAGAAGGAGAAUUUCUGGUCCUUGGCAAGGAUCGGAGCUGUUGACACUGCAGUUCCUUGCAGAAACCCAGUGGCCUGUGAAGUGGCCUGAGGUUGUCAGUGAUGGAGUGUAGCUGAAAUGCCCCAGAAUCCUCUGAGUAAUAACUUCAGGAUAAGAGUCCUUAAUUUUGAUUGUAUAAACAAGCUUCUGGUUACACUCUGGAGAGUUUGUUGAGAUAGAUGUACAGUGUGUCUUUGAGGUCUUGGCAAUCUUUCAGCCAAAUGACAUGAUAAUCUCCCUUUGCUUCUCUCUCUCUAGGUUGUGGAAUUCGUGGCAACAACUCUGCAGCGGGCCUGUGCAAGUCUCACUUGCAGCUCGGGGGGUAGUACUGUGGAAGCCCAGACACUGAGUAUGGCUAUGGGACUGGUGGCUGCCAUACUAGGAGGGGCAGUGCAGGUGAGACCGUGGGACACGGUCAGGGGGGAUCAGGUCUGGUUUGCUCUUGUGCCCCUGCUCUCAUCCCUGUGACAGAGAGAGACCAUCGUAUGUGUAGCCACAGCGAGGAGUCAGUCACGCUUAGGGCACAUGAUGUGGCCAUCCUGCAGCUUUCUUCAUUGAGAGAGGCAACAGUGCUGGCUAGAGCCUAAUGUGGGAAUAGAUUACAGCUCACAUAGCAGAUUCCCACCCAGUACCCAGCCUUUCAAGGCAGUUUGAGAAACAACUGGCUCCACCUGAGAACAGUGAGCCUGAUGCAGUACUUUUCCCGUGUCAGGUGCUUUGUACCUUUGGGGCAAGCACUCUCUUUCCAUGAGGAAGGGGCAGAAUGCAGGAAGUUCUGCUCCUGGAUGUGACCUUGGCAGGGUGGGAGGAGAAGAGCACUUCUGGUUAGGGUGAGAUGGCUAGAGCUGUCACUGAGCAACGCUAUCAAAUUCUCCUGCGAGCAUCUGAACUGCCAACAAGUCAGCUGUCUUGAGGGAAGGGAGAACCAUGUUCCAGGAGCUGCCCUGUCCUCUUGGCCUGGGCAUUGUCACAAACUUUAUUCCUGCGUGUGAUCACAGAGGAGAGAGAGAGUGUUUCAGGGAAGGAUUUGCUCUUUAUCAAGGGUAAGGUACCUAAGAACUGCCAGUGCCAUCAGCUGUCACUUCAAGGAUUGUAAUAACUUGUGCUUGAGCUUAUUUUUCCCUCCUCCCUCCUCUUCAUUUUUCCUCAUGUGCCAUGUCUUUUUCGAUUGUGAACCAGAAGGCAAGGACCAUCUCAGAACUUAUAUUUUUAGGUUGCUCUGAGAACCAUUUUGGCUAAAAGGCUGGGAAUAAAGGCUGUAAGUGCCAGUUGGCUUCUGUCGGCCUACAAAGAGGCUGUAGGCAGGAGCCCCACCAAAAAAACAGGCUGCUUUGAGCUGACGUUAUUCAACUCCACUUGGUUCUUUGAUUGGCUAGGGGUAGAUGGACGGUACUUUGGUUUCUGACCAGAGUUGAAAACAAGUUGAGCAAGGGGUAGAACCUCAAUUUUGUUCAUUUAUUUUGAAGCAUUUUUAUCCCACGCUUUAGAAAAAAACACUCUUCCAUAACAGCAUACAAAUGUCAGUGAAUGUAAAAGGCACUACAGAAAAGGAAAAAGGAUUGGGAGGGAGGAGGAGGGAAAACAAAACUCAGGCACUAGUUCUUAGUUACAGAGUUCUUACAACCAGCUGCAAUGGAAAGAGCCUAAAGAUGGUUUGUCUUCUUAGCUGAGCCAGUGGAGCCAGGCCCUGGGUCCCUCUGUCAUAGCCUGAUGGAAUGGUUGUUGCUAGAUGACAGUGGAAGUUUUAAAAGUCGCUGCCUGGUGGGUCUGGUCCUAGACAUAAAUUUAUUCUUUCCUCUCCCAUAGCCUGUGUUUUUACACUGGCCCUAGCAAAACUUGCACCACCUCUUGCUGAAGUCGGAUGUGGUUUCCAGUAAACCCUUGAGUGAUGAAGAUGAUCUUAUUUACAUAAUUUUCCUCCACUCUGGUUAACACGCAAGGCAAAUUGCAGAAAUCUACAUACUAUUAUAAUAAUGCCACAUUAAAAAGCUGCUUAAAAAUAAGUUGUGGGGGAGGGGCAGAUGGUUCUUGGUGUGGUAACAAUGCUGGGUGCAGCAGUGGGUUGUCCAGAUUUCAAGUGGACAGUUUCCAGCAUAUGUACUGUGAAUUCUGCCCAUCCUGGCUCGCUCUUCAGCUACUUUGCAGUCCACCACCUGAGAUGUACCCCAAGGCCCUUAGCACGAGUCCCAGAAAGUGGCUCCUUUCCCACCCCAUCCGCUCUUUGCACCUGUAGGCUUGGGGCAUGAUCUUAUCUCCCCCGCCAGAUCCUUCAUAUACGCCCAUAACGGUAACCACAGCAAAGGCUUCGUUCCUACAGUUCCUUCCCCUGACACAGCCUCCCUUCAGCCCUGGGGAAAGUUCUCAGGAGAAGCCCUGAUUCUGUCUGUCUUUGUGGCCGGACUAACAUGCUUGAUGAUCUCUCUGCAGCUGAAACCAGCCGACUUUGCUUCCCUGAAGGGGCUGGUGCCCCUGCUGGAGGAUCUCUCCCACGUUCAUCCAGAGCCUGUCAUCCAGGAGCUUGCUGCCGACUUGCGUAUCACCAUCUACACCCAUGGAGCUUUUUCCACGGAGACAGUCAGCUCUGCUGCACAAAGUACCCUGGGCAAGAGUGAUGCAGGAGUGGCACUCAAACCAAGAGCUCUCGUAAGACAAGGCCUCACCAAAAGGCCCCCUAGAGAGACCUCCAAGCCCGAGGCGGCUCUGCCACAGGACCACAUGGAGAGCAGCUCAGGCACAGACCCCAUUUCCAACCCGCCAAAAGGGCCUCUGGCUGGGGAAUCUGUUGCAGAGCCAGGCUGUGGAUCUCAGGACCUGCAAGAACUUCUCUUAUCAGUUUAUGACCCAGACAUUCCAGCACGAGCAGCUGCCUUGCGUAGUCUUUCCCGCUUGAUAGAGCAGAGGGACUCAGAAGCCCUGAAGAUUCAAGAGAAGCUGCUGAAGGUACACACUCAGAGUACACUGUGUCAACCCUCUGAGAAUACCCACGAGGCUGCAGUGUGCGCGCGCCUUCAUUGCUUUCAUACUCCCUUUAGUGAUGGCCUGUCUAACUAAGGGUGUUUCUGCGUGGAAGAACUCACUUUGAAACCCUGGCAUAGGCAAGGCUAUUGCUGGUGGUUUAAGUAAACCUGACCUUUGCCAAUCUACUGCGUGCCAGAUGUUUUGGACUACAGUUCCCAUCAGCCCUAGCAAGCUCAGCUGUUCUGGCUGGGUCUGAUGGGAGUUGUGGUCCAAAUCUAGAGGGCACUGGGUUGGCAAAAGCUAUUGUAACCACUUGUAGAUACCUGCAUGCCUUUUUUCGCAGAGGGGGGGUAAUGUGGAAGUUUAAUUUUUAAGUCACUAGCAUUUGCCCUACAACAGAUAGUAAUCUUCAAUGCCCUGAAAAGUAAGGGAGACCCUUCUCCUUUUUGGUGGGGUGUGACCCUCUCUUUUCUUCCUUUGGUACAUCAUGCCAGGGGUACUUCUAGUUUGAGUUAACACAGGCUGGUAUGGCUGGGCAUCAUCCACAUGCUGGCUGAGACACCACUCUGGUUGAGGAAGCCAGUUCUAACCAUGGGCAUCUGACCCUUCCUUCUGUCAAAACAGUCAAAUCCAUGAUGGGUUCCAAAAACCUCCAGGAUUCCUUCUUCCCUGCCUAGAUGUCAAUUGCCAGUUAAGCUGACAUAGGAAGCCACCUUAUACAAGGCAGACCCUUGGUCCAUCUCACAGUUUUAGGCUGGGAGUCUCUCCCAGCAAUACUUGGAGAUGCCACUGGGGAUUCAACCUGGGGACACCUUCUGCAAAGCAGAUGUUAUACCACUGACUGUUUUCAGUUAGCAAAAACUCUGGAUUUUUUGGUUUGUGUGUGACAUGAGGGAUGUAGGAGAUACUGUCUUCUGUUGGGAAGGCAUCAGCACUGAGGCUGUGAAAACUAUCUUACUUGAAUGCAAGUUGGGUGAUUCUUGGACUUUAUCCUUCCAGGUUUUUUUGGAAAAUUUGGAGCAUGAGGAUUCCUUUGUUUAUCUUUCUGCUAUCCAAGGUAAGCAGGCAGAAUCUGGCUGUUUGUGUUCUGCUGAGAAUGAAAAUAGAAGCUUUUUGCUGUCUAGCCAGACUAAUUAUGUAGCGGCCAACACCAAGCUCCUUGUCUGUGGAAAGUUGUGCUGCUUGGACAUGAAUUAAAAAAAAUGGCAGAUCGCCUGGCUGGAUCAAGCCAAAAGCCCCUCUAGUUUAGGGGCACUAAGAUUUCCCACCCUCACUCCUAGGAAUGGGAGGUGUUUGAGAGGUUGCUUCUGACCAGCUUCCACUUUUGAUUUUUGUGUGUUGAGAUGUGGAGUUUCACAACACUACUCAAUUUACUGGAAGAAGAGGAGUGAGGGGCAGCCAUUAAUAAAAUCAAGAAGCCCCACAACCUGAUUCCCUCCAGUUUUAGCCCCAUCCACUGGGUUACGUUUUUAAAAAUCAGCUAAAGUUGCUGACAUAAAAGAAAAGUGUGUAUCCCCACACCCCAGACUCUCUAGUAAUUCAAAUGCUGCUUCACGGCCCAGUGGCUCUGCUGAGCAAAUGCUGUUUUCCUUAUCCCAGGUGAAGGAGGCAUUUGUUCUCCAGAAGUGGCUGGGAGACAGUUAAGUGUUUCUCUGGAAAGGUACUAAGCAUGAAGAUGCUGGGCAUGUGAGCACAGUAGAGCAUCAGCUGACAGCAGGUACAUAGUCUUAUGCUGAGUCAGUCCAUUGGGUCACCUAGCCAAGGAUUGCCUCUACAGUGACUGGCAGCAGCCCUCCAGGGGUUCAGGCAGGGAGUUCCUUUCCAACCCCACCUGGGAAUGUGGGGAUUGAACCUGGAACCUUGCAGAUGCAAAGCAAGUGCCCUACCACAGAGCCACAGCUCUUCCCUGAAUUCUUCUUGGUCAUCUGAAAACUGGAAUUGGCCUGGUCUCAUUGCCAGUUAUACUGGUCUGUGCAAUUUGCUUGGACAUCGUCCUUCCAAGCAACUCUCACUUCCUCUCCUGCCCAUUGGCAGCAUCUCUGUUCUCCUCCUUUUGGGAGAAGCCACCACUAAUUCCUUGAACAAAGCAAUCUCUCACUGGCUUCCUUCUGAAGAAUAGCAAGGUGAUCUGGUAUAAGCCAGGCAGAUAUGCUAUGCAAAUAUUGAGCUGGCAGCCAGUGUCCCUGGCUGUCUUCUUAGGAAACGAGCACUGUGGCAUCCUGUGUUCAACAGAAUUGUGUUCCCUGUUACUUCAUCCCUUUGUACAGUGUGUCCUGGAGGAGUCGUUCCAAGGUAGCCCCCAUACUUGUGUGUUGGCAGUGGUAGCAGGGCGCUGGAUGAAUGCUAUGUAUGUCUCCGGGUCCAUAAUUAAUCAGCUCCUGUGUACAGAUAGUGCAGAAGGAAAGAGGAACAUUCUAGGCUGAACUCAAGAUUGCCACACAGGGAGGUCUGAGAUGCUGUGGUUUCUUGGAGCAAAAGGAGUCCACCUUUUUGCCUUGGUACAGUCAAACUUCAGUGGCUCUUCACCAGUUGCCCUGUUAAGGCAGAUGGCAGAGAGAGAACUUUCUCAGAACAUCACCCCAAUUUGGCCAUUCUGCUGGUCUGAGCCAGGGGCAGUGCAGGGAAGGAGCACACUUGCACCAUACCUCCAGUCCUGGUGUAGCCGUGUAAUCCUGAUGGCUGUGUUUUAACCUCCAGUGUUGAAGGCAGUCUGCCUCUGAAUACCAGUUGCAGGGAAUCACAAGCAGGGAGAGUUGUUGCAGUCAGACUUGCUUGCUUGCGGAUUUCAUCAAAAGCAUCUAGUUGGCUGCUAUGAGAACAGGAUACCUGAUUAUAUAGGCCUUUAACCUGAUCCAAGAGCCAACUCCUCUUGCAGUCUAGCAUAACAGCGGUAUGGGAUUCUUCUUCCCAUGUAUUUAUGUGUUGUGGGUUUUUUAUCUUGUUUUUGAAAACUGUCCUGGAAGCUUCACUGCAGAGUAGCAUAUAUUUUGAGCUAAAUGGAGGCUGAAAGAGGCCUCCCACCUCUUUUUCAUAGAGACAGAGGCGAGGAAAGUGGGACAGUAAUAGUAUCCACCACCAGCUUUCUGGGCCGAUGGAUUUUUUCACUGUUUCUUUUCGGGAUUCCUUGGCACCCUCAAAGUGUAAGGAGGCAUUUGGGUGCGAGCCAGCUCCCUUUCCUCAUUGUGCAGUGCAAUUCAUAAUAAUUCAGAUUUUUAUCCCAGUAACAUCCUAAGGGCUCAGGAUGAGUAACAAACACUUAUUUAAAGUACUGUGGGGUUGGGCAGGAAGACCCAUAAAUAAGGUGAUGGAUGGAUAAAAAAAUCUCCCAGUUGCUUCAGGAGGAGGAAGUCUUCAACCCUUGCAAAGUUCAUGCUGCACCUUUUCUGUGCAGUUUGUAUAGGGCACCUGGGAAGUCCCAGCAGGAAGCCCCUGGCUCAGGCUCCUGUCAGGUAGAAGAAGGUGGGAGAGAGGGAAUAAAGAGGACUUGCUCUUCUGGCUGCAACAGCCAAAGAGCUGAAGGGGGAACCUCCUCAGCCUGCCUUUUCCUUCCUGUACUUGUGUUGGCUUGAGCGUGUGAAGGGCUCAUGUGUGCCCUGCAGGCGAAAGACAUCUUGCCACUCCCACCAGUGACAUGGAAAGCAUUGAUCCUUGCACGCUUAGCAACUUUGCGAUGGCUUUGAUGAACCCUCCCACUUUGCCAGGGGGGCUGAGUCAGAAGCAAAGUGCUAAGCUCAGCUUUGAGAGUCAUGUCGGCAUUGCCCCAAAAGGGCUGGGAUGAUGUAGGGGAGAGGCUAAGAUGUGGGGCAGCUUUCACAUCUUACCCGCUGCCCUUUCCCCCAGAGAGCCAUCUGGCUGCCAGCACACAUACACCCCAUUCCAGAACACACAUCUCCCUACCAUUUCCAGCUAGACGAGCAGCUGAAAAUAAGCAGGGCAGGAGAGACUUCAGUCUUGGCCAGGUAGCCUCUGCCACUGACUCACUGCUUGGCAUCCCCAAAGAUGCUCCAGGCCCCACAGUCUUCCCUCCCGCACCCCCCACAUAAAAGUAUUGCUGUCUCAUUGCAAAUUUACUAGCCCAUUGCUUUACAAGCCGGAAAUGAGUAACAUGAUUGUUCUCAAAAGAAAAGGCGGAGGGAAGCACAGAACCAGGAUAUUGGCAGGUUUCAGCCAGUCUGAGCCACAGGAAGAAAUUGUAAUUGUACCUUCGAUGUGGUCCUUGAACCUGCUGUUGAAAAUGUGUGGUUCGCAUGUAUUGGAUAUUUUGCGAUGGACCCACAGUUUAAAAAUAAACUUGGAAGCGGAAUUUUGCUUUACGCUGCUUUGAGCCCCCAGAGCUUUAAAGUGUCCAGAGCACUGUUUACUGCACCCAGAGUGGGGGACAGAGUCCUCUGUGAUUCUCAAGACUCUCUGGCGGAUGGUAUCACAGAGAAAGCACACACCCCCUCCCCGCCACCGCCCCUUACCUGCUGCAGAAGAAAGCAAGCCUAAACAACUGAGAAAGGGGGCAGGAUCAUUUCACUUCCAGCAUAACAUUUUUUGGCACAAGGGCCACAUUCACCCUUGGCCACACUCUCUGAGGGCCAGAGGUGGGUGUAGCCACGCUGCACACUCUCAUGUACACACAGCCUUCCCUGCCCCAUCUGUAGUGAUUGGAGUGUUGCACUAAGCUGGGAGACCAGGGUUCAGAUCCCCAUGCAGCCAUGAGAUGCUUGCUGGGUAACCUUGCAUCAGUCGGUGUCUCAGCCUAACCUACCUUACAGGGUUGUUGUGAGGAUAACAUGGGGAGGGGGAGAACCAUGUAUACCACACCAAGAUCCUUUGGUGCACUGUAAAUGUUAAACAAAUACAUAAAUUAGGGUUGCCAUAUUUCAAAAAGUAAAAACCAGGACACCCUGAAAGUUGUUGAGCUCUAAAAAGGCCAAAAAAUGCAGUUGUUCAAUUGACUUGCCUAGGAUCCAGGACAAACCACCACCUUACAGCCCUACAUAAAUGAAAAUCUUUCUGGAUCAGCAGAAGGGGGCUUAUUGCCCCCUCUGUUAAUGUUGUGGUGACCAAGGAGGGGGCAAUUUGCAUCUGUUCCUGAGCACAGAGUAUUGCCUGUUCCAGCACUGUGUCUGCUUCACUGCCCCACACUUUUGACCCCACUGCCAAAGUUGGUGGGGUUUUGGCUGGGGACUGAAAAAAUUGCUUGAAGCUUUGGGGGGGGGGGCAGAUCAGGCCUCAGAGCUGGAAGUUGGCCACCUGUGCGCUAGAGCCAUAAGCAGCUCCAGCUGAGCCAGUUUAGGGGCUACCUCAAAUGGCCUCAUUGGAGCCUUUUUCCUCUCCAUGGUUCUGUUCCUGGAGGAGGAGGAGGAGGUUUCUCAUCUUCUUCAAGCCAACUCUUUAAAGAGGAAUUCUGCUCCCCUCUGCCCUGGAGCUCCCUGUUCCGUUUUUUUUCAUGUGGGUUUUCCCACACAGCUUUUUGUUGUCAGUUUGGGCCUUGGGCUUGGGCAACUUGGCGGUUGGAGCCCAGUUCCCGGGGAGGCCUUGGGCAAGCUCUGGCGUGUGCCAGCCUCAGCUCUUAAGGUGGAAAUAUCCCCAUGUGUGUUAUGAAGAUGAAGUGCUGCCUCCUAUGCCAACCUUUUCUGCAACAAGCUCCCGUCCAUGGCCUUUCCUUUUGCCCUUUCAGACAGAAGCUUUAAGGGCUAAACUUUGGCUUGGUCCAGGAGGCCUGGACUAAGGGGAUACAUUAUUUUUCCUUUCCAAAUUAGUCCAGGUAAUUAUAUCAUAUACGAUUCUUCAGGCUGUGAACUCUCAUUUAUUUAUUUAUUGCAUUUAUAACCCACAUUUUCGCCAAGGAGCUCUAUGUGGUGUACAUGGUUCUCCUCCUCCUCAAUUAAUCCACACAACCACCCUAUGAGGUAGGUUAGGCUGAGAGGCAGGCCACCUAGCAUGGGGAUAGGAAGCCUUGGAUCUCUGUCAAGCACAGCAACAGGUGCUUGAGUUCCCAAAUGGAGCCUAGUCAUCCCACUCCACCACCAGCUGACAAUGCCCUUAGCAGAUGUAACAAUCCCAUAAUACCUAUUUUCCCAACAACCUACUGCUUCUAAUCCCCAGGGCAUUUUCCUCCCUCCUCCUCCAUUUUUUCUUCCUGUGCCCAGAGGCAUGUCUGAUCUGGAACUGGAGAUCAAAGGGAUGUGAAAGACAGCUGCAUCCGCAUCAUCUCAAAGGGUUGAGGUCGUAACCUGGGCCUUCAAGGCCAAAUCAAACAGCUAUUGAACUAAAGGUGUUGGGCAUGGCCCAGUAGGACCUGGGCGGUUUUCACAGCUCUGAUGGUUCUGUGGUGGAACUUGCAAUUAAGUGAAGCAUGCUUCCUCCCCACUGUUUACUCUGGCUUGACUGUAGAAUGCUGCCAUGACUUCUUGGAGCAAGGCUGUAGGACACACAACACUUCUAGGAGCACAAUUCAGAAGGGAGACCUUGAUUCUAGUUCUCUUCAAUGGGCCAGAGUUAGGCUUGAUUCCCUGGUGCUGCCCUUGCCACUUCCAGGGGCCGUGACUCACAUGACAUGAACCUUUGUAAGUAGCACCUUUAGCCUAUUGUGAUUUGUGGAUGGCAUCUGAUGAAGCCGGUCUUUGCCGGCUCAUCUCUGAGGACAUCCAGAACUUUGCCACCUUGUUGCUGCACAUGAAUGCAGCUACCUCUCUGGGAAUGUGGUCUUUGUGGCACAGCCACCAUCAGGACAAAGUUGAAGCUGGUUAAGUUGGCAUCUUUUGUUGCUGCCUAUGACAACCUGGUGCCCUACAUAUAUUUUGGAUUACAACUCUCAUCAGCUUCAGCCAGGGAAGGCACCAGGUUAGCAAAGGCGUGUGGUGCUUUGCCAAGCCAGGGGUUUCUAGUUUCCUGUAGGUCAAUUCUGCUUCAGAGGCAAUUCUUUCCCACGUGUUGGGAAUUCCCUUUUUGAGGCUUGUUCUGGUUUGUUUUGCCUUGCAAGAGAGCUGUAUUAAGCUGGCAAAGCUCCCACACUGCCAACAGGGCUGAAGAAUUGAGGGUUUUUCAGUUGUUUCUGGACUAUAGCUUCCAUCCCUGCUAAUCAUGCUGGCUGGGACUGAUGGGAGAUCAACAACAUCUAGAGAAUCCCCACUCCCAGGAUAAGGCAAUGUGGCAAUAAGGCUAUUAUAAAACCCUUUGGACAAGGGCAAAAAAUAAAAUCUGAAUAAUUAGCCAGGUGGGCAAUAAAAGAUCACUUUAAACUAUUCUACCUUUCUUAGGCACAUUGCUCAAUCCUUCCAAGUCCUCUGUGUGAAUCUGCUUUUCAAUCUCUCCUCCUUUCUUUUGAGGCAGUUCUUCCUCUGCUAUCCCCUCUGGAUUUAGAAUUGGAGAGCUGGGAAAGGGCUCAAAAAGCCAUCAGUUCAAAGUAUCCCCACUAGCAUCUUGGACAUCGGUCCACACAGUUGCCAAUGCCUGCCUUCUAUGUCACUCCCUGGUGCUUCUCUUUCUCCUGAUCUUCAGGUGUUGUGCUGCUAUCGGAUGCAUUCCCAGAGCAAAUCCUGCCCUACCUGCUGGCCCAAUAUGGGAGCGCUCAUCCAGGCACACAGGAAGCACAGACGGUCGAGACCAGGAUGAAAGUGGGGGAGGCCCUGAUGCGCAUCACACGGGCACUAGGUGAGUUUGCAGCUCCCACUGGGAAUUUUGUGCCAGAGCUGCUCCAGCAGCGUGUGGAGCACCAGAACAUGUGGCUCUCUGUUUGUAUUUGUUUAUAUGUAUAUAUAAUGAUAAACCAAUAAAAACUCAUUUGGAAAAAAAAAGAACAUGUGGCUCUCUGAGGAGGCCUAUGCUGGCUUUAUAAUCACACUUCUCCAGGAAGUUGAGUAAUGCUCAUUUACUGGUAUAAAACCCACAACUGGUUGUACUAAGUGCAGAGUGCCAAACAGCACUGAUGUUCCUUGGCAGUUUGGUACCCAGCCUUCACAAUCUACAGAUGCCUCUAGCUUUGCUGUUCAGUGUGUGGGCAGAACACCCCACCUGGACAGAGCCGUGCUAGAAGAGAUCCCUGAUCCUUCUUCCACAGCAGCAUCUUUGCCUUCAGGUGCCUAAGCACCAAACUGGUUAGUGACAUCAGAGGAACUUACUGUUUGGACCCACCCAGGUCAACCUCCCCUGGCUUUGGAGUCACGUCCUCUGGCACAGAUUGGAGUAACACAGCAUGCCCUGCCCUUACAAAGGAAAAUUAGGCAUGUCUAAGGGAAUGAGUCACCUCCUUUUUCUAGGCCUCAAGUUGUAUUAGAAUCUGUGCAUGCUAUUUAACGGCACUAUUAAUUUUCUCCUUGCUUCAUUUCCCCAUAAAUGGAAGUUCAGGAAUUGCCCACCGGUUUCCUGCAUGUUACAAGGCACCAUUAUAAAACUUGGCUGCAUUGCCUGCUGUUUCCAUAAGACUGGAGCCCUGUGACUUGUCUGGGCAUGACAGUGGCUGAGUUCUCUGGAACUUAGGCUUUUCUUUAAAGGUUUUUGUUUGUUAAAGUGAUUGCUUCUUGGUGGCAUCCAAGCUCCUCUGCACAACUGGGGUGUAGGGGGACAGGUGCCAGCUUAGCAGGGUGCACGAGCCAGUCUUGAUGGUGCCACCACAGCCAUCUCGAGCCUUUUGUCCACUGCUGUUGCCAGCGAACAGAUUGUUCCCUGCACUCAGUGCUGCAAAUCCUGCUUGGCCAAUUUAGCCUUACUGUGCUUUAUAUAUGUUGAGCCUAACUCAUUAAAUUACCAUCUGACCCAGAUGUUUCUCCAUCUGUGCAUCCCACCUGUUUGUCUGAAGCAGAAAAUGACUAAAAGACUGGCUUUUAAAUCUUUUAGUUGGAUAAAAGAGAGGGGGGAUUACAGGGUUUCCUCCUUGGUUUGGCUUCUGUGGCAGCUAAAUAAAUAUUUUCUCAAACAGGUGUUCAGUGUGUGAGGACCUCUUCUGGUUUUCACGCUUUUUGCCUUGAGGGAACUGGCCUAUUUGACAUCAGCUUGUCUGCUUGAGAAGCCCUGCAUGAUGUAAAGGAUCCUGGGACAUGUGCACACUCAGGCACCAGGGCUAUGCUGUUGACCAUUAUGUACUGAACAGGUGACCUAGAACACUCCUGACACUUCCAUCUGAUCAUGCAUUGCAAGAAAGGGGUGGUUGUGGUGGUGAGGAAGCAUGUCUGCCAUUAUUAGUGAUCUUCUGAUAAGCUUCCAAAGUACAGCAUGCACCCCCAGUUUGAAAACUCCUGUUUGUGGGCUAAGCUGCAUCUACCUUGACUGCCCUUCCACUCAGAGCAAAUCGGAAUAUUGUGUGCUUCUUCUGAGCGACUGGUUGCCCACUCCAAGCAUAAAGCAUAUUCUAAGAGACUUUAGCAUUUCUGGGCAAAGAAUGGGGCCUCUGAAGAGACAAGGCUCCAGCCUGUGAAAUUUGGCAAUUAACCACCUGGUUAUAGGCCUUGUUCCAACAUAACUGUUGGCAUUCAGCACAAUGAAUUGUGCCCAGCAUUCCUUGGAGCAGACCCCUUGAAAGGAAUGAGCAUGGCUAAGUUAGGCCCAUUAAUCUUAUCUAGUCCAAGGAUAACUUAGUUGGCUACAGCCCAAUGGCUCUUUGAAGUAACUCCUUGAAGUUCACACAUGUGCAAAAGCAAUGCCAGAGUUUUGUUUUCCUCAGCAGGUCUGUGAUUUUAUGAGCAGGUUCAUUGAUGCCUGGCAAACAAGCAACCCUGUCGCACAGGCAUACGUAGCAUUGGAUUCUUGCAAAACUGCCUUCAAACAGAGCACAGCUGGUACCAGCUCAAAUCCCCUGAAUGAAUCUACCCACCUGUUUGCCCCCUUCCUCUCUCUGGUUUUGCUGCCCUUCAGGGAUGAGGAGGGGAGCUCCUCCAUGGCAACACAACCACCUUCACUACUGGGCUUCUGGUUAGGUCCUCCAGAAACAGAGACUACCUCCAAUUGUGAAGGUAGAGCAUGUGGCCCUUUUGGUGCUAUGUUGCCCUUUUGGCAGUGAUUGGCGCACCCUCUACUCCCCCCUACCCACUGCUGUGCCUGGUCUGUGCAGCUGCUUUUUCUUCUUGCAGGUAGAAAGAAGGUGCACUCAGACACCUCAUCUGCUGGAAAAUUCUCUUGGCUGACUGAUGAGUUGCUGCUGGCAAAGGGCCCUUUCUUUAAAGAUAAUAGCAUAAUUGCUCCCCUGUGUGUCAGGGCUUUACCCUCCUGUUUGUAUCUCUUUUCUUUCUUUUUCUUUUCAAGGUACUGCUCGCUCCUGCUUUCCCUGCCCCCAGCAAGAGUGCUUUUUGGGGGAAGGGGGGUGGCCCCUGCCCUUCCUAGUCAGCUAAACAUCAGGAAGGCUUUUCCAGUCACAAUUUCCUUAUCUUUCUGCCCUAUUCCCAUUGCUUUUUAUUGUUAAUCUUCUAGAAGUUUUUUGGGGGUUUUUUUUAAUGAAUGGAAGCACUUUGGCCACUUAGGUGCUCAGUGAUUGACUUAAAAGGAUUUUGAGGCCCCAGGCCCAUGAUACAAAUCUGCAUGUGCUAAUGCAAACUGAGGCUAAGUUUCAGAGGGGGAGUAAUUUAAAAAAAUAAAAAAUAAAGGGGAGAAGGUACAGGAGAUAUCCACCCCAGGGCAAAAGACUUGGAACUCAAGCCCCCUGAUCCCCUGGCAACAGCCCUGGACUUUGACACACAAACACACACACCCCAACACCCCUGGGGAUUGCAGCUAUGAGGCUGUGUGUGUUGUGGCUUCUCCCACUGCUUGGUCAUACAUUAUGGGUGUGGGGCUGCUGAUCUGAAUGAGGGUCUCUUGAGGCUGCUGAGGUGCCAUACUUCACUCCCGGCCUGUGCCACUCCUACCCACCCUGGUUCUUGCACGGCUGUCAGCACAGCCCCCUAUUUGGCAUGCAUCAACUAGUCUGUCUAUUUAUAGACCAAAUUAAACCAAAGUGUUUUGUACGUCUUCACAUUUUUCAGCACUACAGCACUAUUUAAGACUGUGCUCCCUAUUCUUAAAAAUCACUGGAUUUCCUUCCCCACCCCCUGCUGCUAAUCUUUUCGGGAUUUGCUUUGCUUUGGGGUUGUCUCUGCUCCAAACGGCUGCAGGGAGUGCUGGCUGUGGCAAAAACCCUUCUGCACCUCAGGAUAUUGGUAUCUCUGGUGUGGAGGAAAACCUUUCCAAAGUAAUGUUGGUUAUUCUGCCUUUGUGGCAGUGUAAUAGCAAGAGUUGCACCACUACAAAACUAUGACUUACUGCUGGAAGCAAAAGGGGCCUAAUUUUGACCCAUCUGCUCCAUCAUGGCGCAGAUGCAUCUGUUGCUGAGGAGAAGGACUCUAGUGAUGCUCUGGGAAGGAGGAGGACCAGAGGAUGGGAGGUGGGGUGCCUAGGCGAACCCUGCCCUGCAGGUCUUGACUGCAGCAAAUGCCCUAAGCUCUGGGAUGCCUUUUGCAAAGGGACAACUCCUGCGCAAGCAGACCGCCUGCAUCCCAGGAGGGAGCGGCUGGUUUGCAACAGUUCUGCUGCUUUCAUGUCAGCCCUCAUUAGAAAGCAGAUUUUCUUCUUCAGGCAGCAGAAAGCUGAAGACAAGUUGAGAUCUGUCAGCUGGCUGGAACGGUUAAGGAAGGAAAGGGAAUCUGUGCAACCUGACCCCUGUUGUGUGUAACUUCAGGAGUUGGGGGGGGGAGCAGUUAGAACUGUGGCUUAUAUGUGCCUGUGUAGUCUCAUUUUUCUUCUCUUGGGGUGGGGAGGAAAGAGGUGCUUCUCCUCUCCCCCUUCCAGGCAUUGCUGAAGGAUUUGCAUUAUCAAUUGAGUUUAAACACAUUAAACCUUCCCCCAGGAUGUCAGCUGAGACACUUCCUCUUCUUAUUCAGGGAUCAUUCACUGCGUGGGGGAGGGGGCUGGGAGGGAACCUGCUUUGUUCAUUCAGCUCCUGAUCCAGGCAAAGUGCUGUUUCGUAGGCAAGAGUCAUAAUAAUUAGACCUCCUCCUCCUCAGCUGUCUAGGGGCGCCUGGGAGGGAGAUGCUUCUGACACCCUGGGUGGGUUGGUGCACUGCAGGCCUUGCAUCCCACCAAGGGGGGGUUAACAGUUACGAGGGAUGCAAGCUAAUUUCCUUCAGCAGAGUAGACAGCUCCCCAUCUCACCCCAAGUACCCCCACUAUAGACUUUACAGCUUGAAAAUGUGUGUGCAAAGGCAGCUGGUACCUGAGACCAAAGCUGGGCUUGUUAUGGUCACAGAGCCAAAAUGGAUUUUUGUGGAAUAAAGAAAUCUACAAGAUUCUGCUUACUGUGCACAAGUUGUUCAAGAUACAGAAUUUGAGGUUGGUUCUUAGCUUAAGAGUUCACCUGACAAAACAGAGCUAAGGUUGUAACUGUGUAGCAGCAGAGGUACCCUCAGCUGGCAUCCCUCCCCCACUCAUCCUCCAUGGCUGAAGCCCCUUCAGGGCAGAUGCAUAUGUGUGUGCCUCCUUUUGUCCCAUUGACAUGCAGGUGAGACAAAGACCAAGGGGUGGGGGGAUUUGUAUGCUUUGGAAUUCAGGGGGAACCAGAGAGGCGGCUAAUGAAAAUUAAGGGAUUACCCUUUCAUCCUGUGCCUGCCUGACACUGUGGCAGGAAGCGCCAGGGUGUAUCCAGUGCAGAAGUGCUUAUGGCCUGUCAUGUAACUCUUGUUCUCGUCUGAGUGCUGGAAUAAACCCACAUUCAGUCCUGCCUCUGUGCUCCCCCCACCCACCCAAUAUUUCUGCAGCAGCAAGUUUGCACACCCCACUGGUUCUACUUAGUCACAGCGGCAGUGGGUGGGGGAGCAGUUGCCACAGAGCAAAAGUCUUCUGGCUCUUCCUUUUAGACUUGUUGCCCUUUGCUGUUCUGUGUCAUGGGUUAAGGAGCACAAUCGAAUGGCUCACUCUAGUUUUCACACACUUUGCUGUUUCUAAUGCACUUGGUCUGCUAUUGCCUCUGAAUGGGCAAACAGAAAUCCCAGUUGUGUAUAUUUGCUUCCUCUCCAUUCCCUGAUGAAUAAUUUUGUGAAACUUGAAAGAAAGCUGGCGUACUCUUAGACUAGCAUUAAAUUGGUGUCGUUAGUAAAAGGCAUGAUGUUACCUUCUGCCUGACCCCCUUGGGACUGACAUGACAGCCACAUUCUAUUCUGUUGCAUGCGUCUAGAAUCAUAGAAUUGUAGAAUUGGAAGGGAUCCACCCCAAGGGUCCUCUAGUUCAACCACCUGCAAUGCAGGAAUCACAGCUGCCUGACAGAUGACCACCCAACGUGUUUUAAAACCUCCAGUGAAGGAAAGUCCACCUCCUUCUGAGGUAAUUCAUUCUACUGUUGAAUUGCUCUUGCUGUCCUUUCUUGUACUUUGAAUCCAUUGGUUCAGGUCCCAUCCUCUGGAGCAGCAGAAAACAAGUUUGCUCCAUCCUCCAUGUGACACCGCUUCAGAUAUUUAAAAACGGCUUCUCUUUUCUAGGCUAAACAUACCCAGUUCCUUCAAGUGUUCCUCAUAAGGCUUGGUUUCCAGUCCUUUUAUCAUCUUGGUUGUUCUCCUUUGCACACAUUCAAGCUUGCCAAUAUCCUUCUUAAACUGUGAUACCUUUUUCACAUUGUUGACUUACAUUAAGCUUGUGGUCUACCGAGACCCCUAGAUCCCUUUUACAUGGGUUGGUUCUUCAUGGUUCUGAGUUUGGGCAACUUAACAGCAACCAUUUUGAGGCACAGGAAUAUGGCUACUUCCACACCCACAGCCCUACUCACUACUCACUACAAAAUCCCUGGGAUUUUUGCAGCAUUGUGGUCCAGAACUGACUGCAAAGAUUAAGAGGGCGAACUGGAGCCUUUCAGCCCCUUUGACCAGAGUCACUUUGGAAGUGUCCUUCCUCCCAUUUUAUAGAUGGGGAAGUAAGGGCAAGCAGUAAUGAGAGCAGAAUUGAAAACAUCCUUCCGGGUCGAAGUUCACAUCACUUCUUCCCUGAAAAGAAUGAGCUUUUUGCACCAGCAGCUAUUCAUGUAUCUGCUAGGAGUUCUGCUUGUUGGGUCAGGGUGAGCAGCACUGCAAAGUCCCAGACACUCUUACUCUUUCUCUCUCUCUCUCAGUAAGAGAAAAAUCUGCUCCCAAGUCAGCAAGAAUUGACUUCAGGAUUCCUCUUCUGGGCAGAGAAGAGGAAUUUGGGGCAAUAAGAAGCAUCCCCUUUCCUAACAGGUGGCUGCCUGACCAGCCAUCCUGGGAACCUGCUCAAAAGGUGGAACAAAAAUCACUAGGUCAUUAGCUAGGACUGGCUGGGGAUCCUCCCGCACAGAAGCCACAAGAGGCUGGGCUGCCCACAGAUCAGUGGUCAGAGGUGAGUCCAGGAAAUUGGCGUCACAUUGUAGAUGCCCAUGGGCACACAUGCUGACAGCUGCCGCUCUGAGCCACAGGCCAGUGGAUGGUUGCAUAAGAAGGGGGGGUUGUGCAGAUGGGCCAGGCGCCUGGUCAGCUGUGAACACUCGCCAAAGCGUGUGAUCUUGACUGGUCGAUAGCAGAGCACCGCUGGCCAAGGUGACUUCUAGAUUGGAGCUGCAGCUCGUUGCCAUGUGAUAGAUAAGUUUUCAAUUUAAACCACCACAGCUUUAUUGUCCAGGCCGUGUGACGCUGCCACCUCCAGCAGAGCUAUCCUCUGCCAACCACCUGCACUGUCUGGUGGUUUACACGUGAGUCGGAAAAGCAUUGCUGAUGGAAGGGAGGUGGCAACGCACCAAAAGCCUGGGAUCCCCAUUUGUCCUUGGCUCCUUAUCUCUGCCCAUCUUGUUGUGUCCUUCAUGGAGCAGGCCGCUUUUCCCCAAGAGAUGUCAACAGUGCUGGCCCCCACCCAGCCAAAGCUCUUGCUUAACAAGAGUUUUAUGUAUUUUUCAUGGGUGAUAAGUUUAAUACAUUCUCUAUCUCUUUGUCUACUUCUUCUCCAUAGCACAGAGCUCUGUUCUGCAAAAGGUGAGUGACUUAAAUAAUCGGAACCUUUCUCUCCCCCGCCCCCACUCUUGCAGGAGACAUGGCCUUCUCACACCGAGACAACCUGAUCCACGCCUUUCUGCGAGGAGCAAGAGAUCUGGAUGGCACUCUUAGGGCAAGCAGCCUGUCCAAUCUGGGAGAGCUGUGCCAGAUACUUCAUUUUCAGCUGGGCUCUGUGGUCCAUGAGGUAUUGGCCACAUCACCUCCUCGCUAAAGCUUUUGUUGCUGCUGGAACAUGGCAGGCUACUGGGGUGGCAUGCUUGGAAAGGGAGGCUUAUAUAACUUCCUCCCAAAUGGAAACCUGUGGCCUGAUUAGUGCUGGUAUAUACCCCCAUGCUAUGAAUUCCUUUUGCCUCUUUGGCUUCUGAGAGCCCCUUCGACAUACUCCCUCUGCCUAGUGCACUCCAGGUAGAUGUUUUAGACUCCCAUUAGCCCCCGGCAGCACAGUCAUGUGAUACUGGGACAGAUGAGUGUUGCAGUUCAAAGCAUCUGGAGGGCACUGUGUUGGGGAAGGCUGCUGUAGGGCAUUCUCACAGACUUCUUUUUUUCAGACAGCGUAACGCCUUCCAGUGCCUUUCACCUUCUGCCCACUAAUACACUCUCCACUGUCCUGUGCUGUUUGAUAAUUGGGUAUCUUCCAUUCAACAUGGUCAGUUUGACUGGUGUCUUUCAAGGUUAAGUCCAUCAGAGCCACAACUGGGUGCUCCAGGGACAGAACACGCACAACCAUGCAUUUCUGUGUCAAGCUGCGGAACACCUGCCUCAUACCGAGUCAGGCUAUUGGCCCAUCUAGCUCAACAUUGUCUGUUCUGACUGGCAUCACCUCUGCAGGGUUUUAGACAGGAGACGUCCCCAGCCCUACUAAGAGAUGCCAGGAACUGAACCAGGGACCUUCUGCCUGCAAAGCCAAUGCUCUAUCAAUGAGUCACAAUCCUACCUCAGUCUCUGCAACCUCUCCUGGGUUUUUGUAUCUGUAUUUUCUCUUCCUCCGUAGCUCAGUGGUAGAGCAUCUGCUUUGCAUGCAGAAGGGCUCCAAAUUCAACCCCUGGGGUCUCUAGCCAGGGCUGGGAAUAUCCCUGUCUGAAACCUAGAGAGCCUCUGCUGUUCACUGCAGAUUGGACUGAGCCAGAUGGACCCAAUGAUCUGACUUGGUAAAAGGCAGCUUCCUUUGCAGAGAUGAGAGCCACAGGCCAAGUACAAUGCUAAGUAUCUAGUACAGGGGUCAGCAACCUUUUUCAGCUGUGGGCUGGUCCACUGUCCCUCAGACCAUGUGGUGGGCUGGACUAUAUUUGGGGGGGGGUGAACGAAUUCUUAUGCCCCACAAAUAAUCCAGAGAUGCAUUUUAAAUAAAAAGACACAUUCUUCUCAUGUAAAAACACACUGAUUCCUGGACUGUCCACAGGCCGGAUUGAGAAGGUGAUUGGGCUGCAUCUGGCAUACGGACCGUAGGUUGCCUACCCCUGACCUAGUAAGUAAGGCUUACUGGAAGCUAGGAUGUGCCUUUUGCUUUCUGGAAGGUUGCUGAAUGGACCCUUAACAGCCAAGAAGUCUGUGUUUUCCAUUUGCCCUCUGCCACUUCUCCAACAACUAGCUGGAGCAGGGCUGUGAAUGCUCUUGCGUCCAAUGAUGCACUUCGGUGCUAUGGAGAUGGGUGCCAUGGAAAUACGUGCCCACCAGGCAGGUACAUCUUGGUAUUCACAGGCAGGAGGGAUCAGUUCUCUGGAUUCUGCACAGUAAUGCUUUUGGGGGCUACCUCCAAGGAUAAUAAGUUCAGAGGCAUGUUGUGUGCCAUUUCAGGGUCACCUGACCCUGGCCCUCCUGCUGGGUUGAGAAACCUGAUGGAAGCUCUGUCCAGGGUUAACUAAUCUGCAGAGACACACACUACAUAUUGCAGCCUUCUUCUCUGGUUUAGUUAAACCAGAAUGACAUCCUAAUUGCUACCACAGGUGAGAAAGUGCAAGCCACCCAUACGUAUAUGUGAAAAGGGCUAUGGGGUGGAAAAGAAGUCCAUAAUUGGACCACUGUGUUCACAAUAUACCUUUGAAGCACAUUCAAAUCACCUUCUUUCCCUCAAAGAAUUCUGGGCACUAUUAUUGACCCCUCACAGUAUUACAAAUCCCAGCAACCCUUAACAAACCAGUCCCCAAGUUUAUUUGAGGUGUGUGGGUCUGUGUGCUUUUAAUGUGCCUUAAAGACACAACCUUUGUCCUCAAUAGCUGUGAGUAAAAUAGGCUGUGUUUUUUUAUUCAUUAAAAAAACACAUUAUGGGGUAUCUAGGUAAAAUGAUCAUAAGCUUCAUUCCCACAAAGGUUUGAAAGAAUCCUGCUGGGCGCAUUGGAAGCAGCCUUAUGUAGCAGGUCAGACCCUUUGUCUGUCUAGCUCAGCAGUGUCUGCUCUGAACAGCAGCAGGCUCUCCAGGGUAUUGAGCAAAAAGAGAAAGCUUGCACAUCACCUGCUACAUAUGUGAGAUUAUUUUAAUUGGAGAGGUGUCACCUGGCAGGAUUGAACAAGGCGCCUUUUGCAUGCAAAGCAGCUGCUUCCCCUCCUCCUUCCUGCAGUGCUGAAGCUGGAAUAGCAGGAGGUGUGAAUGCCCUCUUGGUGUCAGGAGCUGUGCAUGACAGCUCUGCUGCUGCCUAUUGCUAUAGCUCCCGUGCAUCUACAGCAGCACACAGGGAGGAGGUGGGUGGCUUGGUGCAGAUUUCAAGCCGCACUUUUCUAUGUGUGAGGAGGGAGAGAGAGAAGGAUGCUUCUGGCUCUGCAGCGGGCCAGGUGCCAGCUGAUUCAGCAGGAGCUGCUGCAGAGGGGGAGGGGGAAGUGCUGCCCUUGAGCUGAAGGAAGGAGGCUACAGUGGGGAACUCUGUGCAGGGCAGAGGCUUCUCUGCCAGUUUCAGAACCAGCAGCAGGGACCUCCUUGGAGGCCAGGAAACAGGAGUUCUGCCCACUCACCACAAGCUGGGUGGCAGUUUCCAUACCACGAAUGUGAAUAAGCUCCAAGGACGGAGCAGCUGCCUUUGCUCAGGAGUUUGCAAUACUGACCCUUCCCACCAAGAUGGGGAAGAAAACUUCAUCCUCUCUCACUUAAGUUUCCUUAGUGCAGCAUUCCAUAAGGGGUUUUAGAGCAAAGGCUGUCGCUCAAUGGCAGAGCAUCUGCUUUGCAUGCAGAAGGUCCCAGGUUCAGGUUCAGUCUUUAGGUGGGGCUGGAAAGAUCAUUUUCUCAACCUCCUAUUCUCUUGACUGUUCUGGUGUGGUGGGCUUUGAUUUUGCGCUCAGGUUUGCUGUGCAGGCACUUCUGAGUCCCCAGCCCAUCACAGGUGAGCAAAGUAGUCUGCCUGUCCUAAUAGGGCCUAUGACUUUAUCUGUUUGACAGGUGACCUCAUGUCUGACAGCAAUAGCGAAGACCGAUGGUCAGGUUGAAGUGCGGAGAGCAGCCGUCCAUGUGGUGGUGCUUCUGCUACGUGGCCUCAGCACAAGAGCGGUGGAGGUGAGCUGCUUCCCUUCUUGAUUCUGCCCAAAAGAGAGAUGCCCUGUAGCCCAGGCUCCUCUGCUUUUAUGGUUGAGACUGGAGGUAAAAGUUUUUCCCCACUCCCCCUAGGGCCGGAGCUGUGCUUUGCCCUGCAAGUGCCCUGUGUGAAGAGAAGUGGAACGGGGGCAACACCAAAGAAAAUGGACAAAAAGUAAAAGGGGAGGCACGCCUUGAGCUGGUGCCCAGAAGCCGCCAUUUAUGUUGUGAAAAUUGCCUAUCAUGUCUCAAUUGUAGGUCUUCUCCCCUCUAUAGCCUAGCAACAGAACCUCUUUCACUACUGAAAGUGAAAGCCUAUACUCAAGAGCAAACAGUCUUUUACUCAGAAUAAGACCCAUUAAGGUCUGAACACAUUAAGCCACCUUCACAAAAUAAACGACUUGCCGGCAGCAGACUGAAGGCUGCCUCUUCCCUUUUCCUGUGUGGGCAGCAUCCUUGCAGCAAGGCUCAGACUGCCACAGCUGGUUCUAUCCCAGAAGUUGGCUCUGAGCAGUGGGAAUUUCAUUUGCAACUACCAUUGACUCACUGGAAAAAAGAUUACAAGAAUCAUGUUCAUCUGAUUGUUGCUGCAGGCAGUCAAUGAAAGGUGUGGCCUUCUAGAAUUGCCCUGGUGCCCUUCCAAGGUGAAUUGCCUCCCAAGUUGAGGCAAAGGGCAGUAGAAGGAAAUUCUGUUCCUGCUAGGAUUUCUCUUCAGCCAUAUUCUCAGCUUGUUGCUGCUGUUGCACUCUUGUCCUUGGUUAUUACAGAGGGUGGAAGUGACCUCGAAUGAACGGCACAAUGGGAGGUGGAAACACUUCCUAAAGUUUUGAAAGUAUAGGAAGCAUUAUCCCCCUUGCAGUUUUUAAAGGGAAAAGACAUUUGGAAAUAUUUGGAUUUAUUUUUUUUAGUAUUUACUAGACUGCCAGUACCAAACCCAAUUUAUAUCUCUGGAGCUCAAAGAUACAAUAUACAUACAGUUUCCGUGACAUUGUCAAACAGGUAUAAAACAUUUGCAGAGUAGCAGCAGAGAAAUGAAAAUCUUCAGGUUUUCAUUGAGCAGGAGUAUUUUGGUUUCUGCCCCCAACCCAAGAAUGGUGUCACAGGCCACUUCCUUUUAAGAAUAGGAGAUGAAUGUUACUCCAUUAGAGCCUCUGCAUGGUUAAUAAUAAAAUUCAAAAACAAUCAGCAAACUUCCCAAAGCUGAUAAGCAAGUUGCCAAACUGCUGAGGGUUUUGGGAUGUAUUCCUUGUAUUGAGGCUGUGUAUAGUGAAUGAGGCCUGCUGGGACUUGCGGCUUCUACAGGCUGCCCACCUGAGUUUCAAAGUGCAGCAGCAUCAGGUGGAGCUGCCUUGGCGUGGUUGGCCAGGGGCAGGCCAGGAGCCCUGGGCAAGCUGCCACCAGCGGAUCUCUUUUGGCAGGACACUGGGGAGUGCCCCAUCCAGGAAGCCCAGGGACUGCGUCUUCUUCCUCCUGCUCCUUUCUACUUUCGCUCCUAGCCAAGCCCUGUGGGGAUGGGCUAGCCAUGCUGGGCUCUGAGAGAAGCUGCUUGACUCUCUGCCUCUCCUGCACAGCAGUGCUGUUUCUUUGGCAAGGCUGCUUCUCUUUCUACCUUUGGACAGGCAGAAGCCUCAGUGUCAGGCACCUGAAAUGAAAAGGGCAUUUAUCCACAAGUCACUCUUCAACUGCCUUUCAAGGGGGGGAAAGUCCAGCCCUCUGCGAAUGCACACACCUUUGCAGGCCAGGCCCACAAUUUGGUUGCUCUUGUGGCUCUCUCAUCAAAUGCCCCUCAUGCUGAAAUUGGGAACUUUUCAGGCUGAGCAAAACUCUUUGCCUUGUGACCCCAUUGCAUCCUCAUGCCAGUGGACUCUUUUCCUUCCUGUUGGGCUCUGGAGAGCUCUGCACCUCAGGAGAAAAUGAGGACGGGAGCCCUCAUUCCAAAUUUGAACCGAACCAGCACAAGAGUUGCUUUCUCACCUCCAGCACAAUCAUGGCUGCAAUUUUGCAAGUUUUGACCCGGGCAGAUUCCCAUCUGCAGCUUUCUGGCUUUUACUGACUUUCGUUUUCUUUUUUGCUGUUUCGCUUUCCCAACAUUGAAAGUUCUGGGAAAUCACCAUUAUCUUUUCUCAAUGUCUCAUGCAGCAAGGCAACUCUGUUUAGAUCAUUGCAAGCUCCAUUACCUGCCACCAGGUAGCUCUGUACAGUAGUUCAAGGGUCAGCAGUCUGUUUUCACUACACAAAUUAAUCUCAGGUGCUCAGGGUCUGUAAUGAAGCCUGGGCAAAGCAGAAGGGUGUGUAGAGCACCUUAGAUUCAGAAUCCAAAAGAUGAUAGAUGGGUGUAUACUAAUUCCUCGCUCUUACCUGUUACAAACAUUUGAUCACACCUUGACUAGAAUGUGACAGGUCUACAAGGGGCCAGCUAACAUUGCUCUGGGGGCCAGAUCAGGCUUACGGAAUUUUCUAGCACAGAUCUAGACAAAAGUAUUUUCUGACAGGCAGCUGCAAAGGGAGCCCAUUAACCUCAGUUGGUUGGACAGCUGAAUGGCUUCUGGGGCAUGAAAGGUUCUUUUGGACAUUACACAUAACUCUGCCUCUCCAAUGGGUGUUUCUUUUCCUGGUGUGGAAUAAGCAUUCUAACAGCUCACUAUCAUGACCUCAGUUGUUCCUAGGAAUAAGAGGGAAUCUCCCAGACUUGUGCAAUGCUUUCUUGCUGGAGGUGUUUUCCUAUGGUGUUGCAGAAAAGGAAGUGGUGUCACGCCUUCAACAGGGGCAAAGGCUAUCGAUCCUAUAUUGGGGAAGUGCCUUAGCUCAGUGGUAGAUCAUCAGCUUUGCAUGCAGAAGGUCCUAGGUUCAAUCCUGGGCAUUUCUGCAUAGGGCUGGAAGGAAACCCGGUCCGAAACUUGGGAGAGCUGCUACCAGUCAGCGUUGACAAUACUGAGCUAGAUGGACCAAUGGUCUGACUCCACAUAAGGUCGCUUCCUAUGUUCCCAUAGCCAGGCUUUGAUCUGCUGUGGUGGAUAUGUGGGCACAAGAAGCCACAGGGCUUUGCCUUAUUUCUGAAGUGAGCAUUCAUCAGGCAGUCUCCAGCAAGCCCUAUCUAUAAAAGUUUCUGUUUUCAGAAUCUGCUGCUGCCUGUUUGUUGCAAGAUGCAAAACAGGCCUCUGUUGCUUUGCAAAGCUCACCUGCUGCAGGAGCUCAGUGGCCAGAACUCCCUUGGUGCAGUGGGAGGUGGAGGAGGCAGAAAAUGUGUUGGGCAUUAAUGAGCAGCUUGUCUGGGUGGGAUUACCUGGCUGUCCCACAUGCAGACUGUGAUUAGAGAAAUUUGGAAAGGUACUUUCCCCCUCCCCCUGAACCUCAUCCUGACAAUCUUCUGGCUCUCAGAUCCUUCAGAAAAAGGCGGGAAACUAUUGAGAAAGCAUUGCAAGACAAAGCAGAGGCCAGUCUGGCCUUUGUUUGGUGCUCAGAAAGAACACUCUCCCAUACUCUGCCUGUGCAUUAUAGGCACUAGGGAUCCAAAUAGUUCACUCCCACACACUCAACCCUAAUUCAACUUUCUCUUUCCUCUUCCCCUUCCCCCCCCCCCCCCAGGUUCUCCAGGAUGCCCUGCUGGAACUCUACCACCUGCUGAAGUUUGUGGUGCGCUGCGAACAAGAUGAGGUCACUGUACUUCACGCACAGCUGGCCUUGGAGGAGCUGGAUGGCAUCAUGAGGGAGCUCCUGUUUCCCCGUCAAACUCUUGAGAAAAAGAUUGAGGUCCUUCCUUAG
Molecule: messenger RNA, 44902 nt
Organism: Podarcis lilfordi (Lilford's wall lizard)
Lineage: Eukaryota; Metazoa; Chordata; Lepidosauria; Squamata; Lacertidae
Source: the annotation of a GenBank genome assembly